Messenger RNA from Podarcis lilfordi (Lilford's wall lizard), 49691 nucleotides. Lineage: Eukaryota; Metazoa; Chordata; Lepidosauria; Squamata; Lacertidae. The record is from the annotation of a GenBank genome assembly.
CAAGAACUACUUUCUUUAUGAUACUUUAGUGAUACACAGCAACUCUAAGUACGUUAUCCCCAUCAGGAUAUUAGAGCCCCAGACUUUUGGUAGUCAUUUAUAUAAAUCAUUCCUCUGCUAUUACAGGGCAACUGGAGUUCAAAUUGGCAUACGACACAGAGGAGCAUGCAGCUCACAAGGUACUUUAUGUCCAAUUCUUAAUGUUGAUAUUGUUGGGAUACUGCCAGGGAGACAAAGUCCAUCAUGACUCCACGUCGUCUCCGGACGUCCAUCGAUCUCACGUAGAGACGUAGUAUCAGCAAUUAGCGACACGAGCUCCAGAAAUAGCUUGCCACAUUCCAGAGCUGAUGCACGCUCUAUCAGCAGAUAAUGCACAGCGAAAGAUGCACUCAGGAGAGCAUUAUUUACAAGUUUAUUCAGCGUUGAUCAGAACAAAGAAAACAUGACUGCCUGCUUCAGUGUCUCAGACACAAAGAGAAAAAACGAAAGCAUAGACACACCAGAAACAUCCUGUGAACAGAAAAUACGCAGGCUGUGACACAAACAUCCUGCUCCCUUUUAAGGUGGAAUGGAAAUAUCCUAACAGAUAUUUUUAAGCUGAAGUUAACUCAGUAUAGCAGAAAUUCUCACUGAAAGAUUAUGACUGCAAAACAACAGCUCCUGCAUUGGCACCAUAUCUAUUUGCCUAGUAUAUAAUGAGCUUCUAAGGUGUUAAUAUUAUUGAUUUGGGAAGUCAUAUUUGUAGAAGUCAGAAAAUUUGCUAUAUUAUAACAAACAAUACAAUCCUAGGUAUGCUUAUGGAGAAAUAAGUCCCAAUUAGUCCAAUGAGACUUUUGCAGCUAAGUCUAUCGUUAUUUGCAUACAGUUAGAAAAGUGGCUGAAAGUGUAAACAUGCAAAGUUGUUUGGCCUCUUGACAUUUUCUGCUGUCCCAUAAUCCAAAUUAAAAGCUAGCCUAUUUUCUUUUCUUCUAGGUUAAGCUGCAGAAGAGCAGGUGUUAAUAAGAAUGGACAGUAUUAAAAAAAACAAGGAGUUCGUUAUUACAAUACCACUUGGCUCAAUUCCGCUUGUCCAAAGGCCUUUAUUAAACACAAAAAAAUAAAAGCAGAAGCCUUUCCUCUUUUACCAGCACACCCAUACUUACACACACACACCAUGCAAAUCAAACCCAGAGUGUCUCUGCCUUUCACACCUCUGUGCCAGUUCAAACUCUCAGCAGGCCAAAUACCUUCUGUAGCCAGUGGUGCAAUGGGCCAAUGCAAUGAAUGCAUCACCCUUCACCAAGCAUGUAUAGAUGUGUGUGCUCCACAAUAGGUCCAAACACAUGUAAGCUUGAUUGACACCCCUCUUUGCUGUCUCUAAUGUUUCCGGACAAUACAUUCCAUGGGUUGUAUCCAAUGCUAGCCAUACUGAGAGUAGACCCAGAGAAAGUAAUAGAGACUCUUUAAUUUCAAUGUUCUACUCUUAAGUGAAUUGCUUUUACACAUCAACUUAUGCACACACAAUCCCCUCCCCCCACCAUGCAAAAAUGAGCUAUAGUUGGAUUGUUAUCUAUCAUUUGUCAGUUUGCAGAGGCCCAAAGCAAGGGUCAGCCUUUCAGUACAAGGAAGAGAGGACAAUUUUUACCCACUGUCCAAUGUAACUGCCUGAAGCAAUGAGAUACUAUCAAGGAAGGAUCCAAUUAAUAAAUAAAGACAAGGUCAUAGAAAAAAAGGUAAACUAGUUCCAGAAACUUCCUAGUUGUACAUCUUUCCCCAAGCGGUGGGGUUGGGGGAGAUGCUAAUCUUUUCCUGUUGCUUUGAACUACCUGUUUGAACUAUGACCCAUCCGUUCCUUGAGAAACAAGCAUGACACAGCAGAGGCGAAACAUAACAGAGGUAUCGGAGAUAUAGAAAAGGCAAAGGGACACAGUCAAAAUAAGUGCAGAAACCUGAAAUUCACCAUUAGCCACUAUAAUCUAUUGACACAGAGUGCUGUCACUCUGCCCCCUUGAGCCUCUUACUGCCUUUGCAUAAGAAAUCGGAAAAACAGUUCACUUUUAGACCAGCAGUAUUAAUAAGGACUGCAAAGGUGUAGGAUUCCUACAUUCUUCUAACUCUAUGAAAAAGACAGCGGAAUGAAUACUGGAGAUCUGUUGCACACCAAAUGGUGAUUUCAGCUACAAUACUAUGCAUAUUUUUACCUGGGAGAAUGGUCCAUUGAAAUCAAUGUGGCUUACCUCUGAGUAGAUAUGAAUAGGACUGCACAGUCAAGGAGAGUAGGAAGAAAGUCUUUUUGAAAUGAUGUAAUUUUAUUAAAGAAAUGUAUUGUCACAAUUAUUCAGUUAAUGCAAACUAGACUACCAUUUGUUGCUUUAUGCAGAGUUGCAAAGCCCAGCCCCAGCAUACCAUUAAGCCUUUACCCACCACCAGGUUGCAGUGGCCAUCAGCUACAGCUCAGACUCACCACCAGAGCAGUACUCUAAAGGCGGCAACAAGUACAGAACAGAUCAAACCAAAAGAACCACUACCCUGGGCAAACCGUUCCCAAAACACACAUAGGAGUCAGCAGUCCAGGAUGAAGAUAGCAUUGAAGCACCUGCCUCUACUCACCCCAAUGUGGAGGUAGAACCUACAGUCUGAGCUGGGAAAGAAUCACAAAGCUUAAAGUUUUGUGCAUGCAUGUAUGUGCAUGUGUAACAUCUCCUACAUCUGGCAUUGCUGUCUCAGGACCAUGUACUACAAUUAAACAAAUUGGGGAACUAUGUGAUCCAAGGUGUCUUCAGACAGGGGUAUUCUCCAACAGUUGAUUUAAGGAGACCUGUAGACAAUAACGAUUUCCUUACAAAAGAAACUGAUCACCGGGAGUUGCAUAUCCCCAAACUACCCCCCCCCCGACACAUCAUCUUCCUGGCAAGUGAAAGGCACAUAAUUUGCAAUCAAAGGUGCAAUUAAAGGUCACAGAGAGGUGCCACUUGGAAGAGGCCCUCUGGGCAGACUGGAUAAACACAGCUGCGAUCUCUUCAGCCAGCCGGCCAGUCCCCAGUGCACUGUGCGUCAGUGGCUUCUGCGGGGCGACUCAGUGGUCCUUGAAGUUCGCCUGCCUCUUCUCCACGAAGGCGCUCAUCCCUUCUUUCCUGUCGUCCGUGGCGAAGGUGGCGUGGAACAGCCUCUUCUCUGCCUUAUUGCCCUCAGCCAGAGUCAUCUCGAAGGCCGCGUUCACCGCCUCCUUGGCCAUGGCCGCCACCAGCUUGGAGUUCCUGGCGAUCUUCUCGCCGCAGCUGACGGCUUCGUCCAGCAGCUUGUCCACGGGGCAGACCCUGCUGACCAGGCCGGCCGCCUUGGCCUCUUGCGCCGAGAUGCGCUCGCCAGUGAGGACCAUCUCCAUGGCCAGGGACUUGCCCACGGCCCGGGUCAGCCUCUGCGUGCCGCCGGCGCCGGGGAUGGUGCCCAGCAGGAUCUCGGGCUGCCCGAACUGCGCCUUCUCGCCGGCGUAGAUGAUGUCGCACAUCAUGGCCAGCUCGCAGCCUCCGCCGAGCGCGUAGCCGUUGACCGCAGCGAUGACGGGCUUCCUGACCGUGGAGACCCGGUUCCAGUGCGCCAGGAAGUUCCCCGCGUAGCACUCCUGGAAGGUGCGGCCCUGCAUCUCCUUGAUGUCCGCGCCGGCCGCGAAGGCCUUCUCGCUGCCCGUGAUGACCACGGCGCCCACGCCAGAGUCCCGCUCCAGGGCGUCCAGCGCCUCGCUCACCUCGGUCAUCAGCCCGUCGCACAGCGCGUUCAGGGCCUGCGGGCGGUUCAGGCGGAUCACCGCCACGUUCUGCGCCGAGCCGCGCUUCUCCACCACGAUGUACUGGAACGGAGGCGCCGCCGCCGCCAGGAAGCGACGGGGAGGCCGCCGCGCGGCAGCUGCCGACAGCAGGAGAGGCAGGCGGAGGCGGCGGAGGGCGCAGGCGGCGGCCAUGCUGGCAGGGCAAAAGGUAAGGGCAGGAGGAGCCGCAGUCAAUGUGGUCCUUCAGGAGGAUUUCCGGUCCCCGCGCGGCGGAAACCCGCCAUUGGAGUGGAAUGGGUGGUGGAAACGCGCGUGUGAAUGGAUUUCGGAGGAGGAGGAGGGUUUAGAGAGAAAAAGAAAGGUGGGGAGAGGGAGGGCAGGGUCAGAGGCUCCCUUUCCUUGCACGGCUUUGAAAGCGUCCCUAGAAUCCCCUCCAGGGUCAUCUAGUCACCCCCCCUCGCAAUACAGGAAUCUCAGCUAAAGUAUCCUUGACACUUUAGCCUCUGCUUAAAAACCUCCAAGGAAGGAAAGUCGACCACCUCGCGAGAGAGUCGGUCCCACAGUCUUACCGCCAGAAAGUUCUUUCCGAUGUUUAGUCGGAAUCUCCUUCCUCCCCUGCGUGCCCCCAUGGAGCGUUUUAAUCGAAGCCGGGAGUGACGGUUGCUGAGCUCUCUUGUGUUCAUUCACCUCCCUUUGCGCACGAGCCUCCGGAAAUGCCCGGCGGCUGAACAGGAAGCGGAAGCGCCGCGUAGCGCUGGGAGGAAGUGUCUCCAGCUGGAGCGGCUCCUCGGAUCAGAACCCCAAUAACGGGGGGUGGCCGGGCAGGUGAGAGGCUGCCGUGGUGGGUUGUGUCUGGCGGGUCCCUAAGUCCCUGCGCUGAGCCGAGCGCGGAGAGCCGGGCGGGCAGCGGCCGCCGCUGACACAGCCGCCUCCGAGUCCCGCGGGGACUGUAUUGGAGCUGACGGCGACCCCCUUCCCCCGACCCCCUUCUCCCCCACUUCGCAACUGAAUCCGAGGAGGGAUGUGCGCGCGUGUCCGUGAGUGUGCGCGUGUUUGGGGCACCUUUAAAUGCGCGGCCAAGGCUGGCCUUCCUCUCCUCGGCCUGCGGCUCUGCGGCCCGUCUCUAGCUUCCUUCCCACCAUGUUUACUCGGGAAGAAAUGCCAUUGUUUUUAUGUGGGAGGCUGGCCCUUUUACUCGAGAAGAAAUCGGCUGCUUUUGCCGAAAAAAAACAGAAGGUAUUCGCUUUGUCUCUCUCUUUCCCCAACCUUCACAGUCUUGCUCUUAGGGGAGCCUGUUUCAUCUCUUUCGUUUCUUACCUGGCGAGAGCUAGUGCAUUGCUCUCGCUGACUCUCCCCAAGCUCCAGUCCUUUUUAACGUUUCUUGGAGCAGGGGACUGAUGUUGCUGGACUUGCUGAGGCUGAUGGGAGUUGUUCACCAGGCGGUCAUCACAUUCAUUAUCCCUGUCACACAGAAUCUCUGCUAUUAAUAGGAAUGGUGGCCUGGAUUUACAGUUUCCUUUUGAAUAAUAGAAGUGAAAACUAGUCAGUGAAUUCAUUGGGCCAGGACUGAAAAGGGAAUGGCUAACCAUAUAAAACACUGGCUUAAUGAAAUGUACAUCACAAUAAAUAUGUUAGUUUUAUAGUACCACAGAAUAUUGUUCUUUUAAACUUGUUUUUCAGAAGUUGACUGCUGAAGAAAUGGCAAUUAGCAAAAUAUUUUUUGGAGGGAGGGGUUAUAUAAGAAGUCCCAGCUGGAGUCUAUUUAUUUUAUGGAAGUUAUACCCUGCUUGCUUGUAGAAAGCCUCAAUUUACUAAUUGGCUUCUGCUAACUCUGGGGUUUCUUUAGUCCUUAUUUCUCACUGAGAGAUUUUAUAUAUGAAAGAGAUAAUCUAUAUAUGUUUUUUCCUGAAAUAAAUUUAUAUUUACUAUUUAUUUUUAUUUGUUCUUUACUAAAUUUCAUGUUUACGACAGGUCUUGCCUUGAAUUUCUGUAUGUUAAAUACUUACAUUCUCCUGUGUCACCAUUUUCUCCUGCAGUUUCACUGUAUCUGCCUACCAGCCCUGAUCCCUUUAAUCAGCAAACAUCACCAUAAUGGGGCCUAGGCGGAAAAAUGUAAAAGUAUGUUCCACAAGCAGGGGAGGACCCAUAUGUGUUAAAACUGCUGAUCUGAAGGACUAUAUGAACCAACUUUCACAUGAAGUGCUUUGUCAUAUUUUCAGGUGGGUUGGAAGAUAAUGUUCUGUUUUUGAUGUUUCAUGUAAUUCACUGUCGUACCUGAGGACAAAGAUCAGAUUAUCCGUUCAAUCCUGAAAGUGAAAUACGCCUUAAAUUUAGCCUUAUCAGAUUAACCUUCUCCCUGUAUAAAGCGGACCAGUUUCUUCAGACUUAUUGCUGAUAUUUUUUUGGAAAUGCUUAUGCACAUGAGCAAUUAGAAAUAAUAAUUUGCAAGAUAUGUUAUGUUGUACCUGUGAUUGGUUGAUGUAGACCAUAUAUCUUUUUACAUUGAUUUAGCAUUAAGGAGCUGCUUUGUGUUUUGUUGCCAGAUGAAAUUGGUCUUUGCCUUUAUAUUGUACCUGCUGUUUAGCUGAAAGGGCUUCCAAAGUCAGUUACAAAUCCGUUAAAAAAGAUGACAGUCCCUGCCCUCCUCAUCCCUUUUUUCCUUUGGUGUUGUGCCUUUUAGAUUAUUACACUUCAGGGCAAGGACAGUCUUAUUUUUUAAUGGAACAGUAAGUGACUGGGAGCCUUUUCAGAUGCACGUGGGAAGGGAAAAAGCAAUCUCUGCCUCUAGUUGUUAAAGUUAAAGUUAUUCUAAUGAGCAUCCUAGUGGAAUGGCUGGUGCUACGUGACAAUUGAGGGAAGCUUUUCUCCACCUAGAGGCUAUUUUGAGUGGCGAAGGACCUAUUAGGAUGGUCCACUCUCAGAAACUGAUCGAGCCAAUGGGUUUCUGGAUGGCUGUGGGUGAUUUUUGAUCCUGUCAGCCCUCUCCUGCUUUGUGGAGCCUCUUUGACUCCCUCAUAUACUCCAGAGCUUAGGGCAAGAAAACAAGCUGGGAGAUGGCUUGAACGCGAGUGGAGGAAAACUCUGGUCAAAUGCAAUUGAACACUGGUGAGGGCUCAUCACUGAGGCUACCUAGUGACAAUGAAGGCUGCCUCCAUCAUGGAGGGCUUUCUUGAUGGUGGCGUCUGCCCUGUAGAACACCCUUCCAACAGUUGUCAAGGAGAUAAGUAACUAUACAACCUUUAGAAGACAUCUGAAGGCAGCCCAGUAUAGGGAAGGGUUUUUUUUAAAAGUUUAAUGUUUUAUUCUGUUUUUAUAUAUGGUGGAAACUGUCCAGAGUGGCUGGGGCAACCCAGUCAGAUGGGCCAGCUACUAUUACUACUACUACUUUUUUAAUUUGUCAGGUGGGUCUCAGUUAGACUGACCAAGGUAGAAUUUCAAGUCCUAAUGUUCAGAAUCAAAAGAGCUAGCCCCCUAAAUCAUGAAAGUUGGAUGUAGCAAUCGCAGAUUGAAAGUAUUGUGAAUGAGAGAUGCUUGCUAUUUGCCUUGCUGUAAGCAUACAGAAAUGCUUAUAGCUCAGCUGGUUAGAGCGUGGUGCUGAUAAUGCUAAGCUUGGAGGUUCGAUCUCCGUAUGGGGCAGCUGCACAUUCCUGCAUUGCAGGGGGUUGGACUAGAUGAUCCUCAAUGUCCUUUCCAGCUCUGUAAUUCUAUGAGAUUUAUUUUGACAAACUUCGACAUUUUAGUCUAAUAAAUCAUCCAAUUUAAUUUUCUGAUGAAGUGAAUGGUAUUAGCCGCAGUUGUAUUAUUUCCACUCAAACUAUGUUGAACUGAGUGCCUUGCCUGUUUGAUAGCCAUACAUUAUUUCUGUUUUAAUACAAUAGUACAGUUUUGAUACAGUUUUAAUACUGUUUUAAUGCAAUAGUACUUGCAUCCAUUGCUGAAUUUAUUAUGUGCUAUGAGUGUGUGUGGAUGUGUAUAGCAGCAUCCAGACUGUCAUUUGUUUUAACAGCAGAGGAAAGAAAGAAACAAACCAUUUGAGAAUUAAUCCUAUCUUUUCUUCUCCCACUCUCCUUCUGAAGGUAUCUUCCCCUGCAGGAUAUCAUGUGCAUGGAAUGCCUCUCUCGGAAGUUAAAGGAAGCAGUCACCCUAUAUUUGAGAGUGGUGAAGGUUGUGGAUCUCUGCGCAGGCCGCUGGUGGGAAUAUAUGCCCACUGGUGAGUGUUGCUCUUAAUCAGGGUAGUGAUGCAUUGCAGUAUAUCUUAUGCUUUUAAAUUAUAGCUUUUACAAGCCAUUGUUUUUAAAAAGCAUUUCAUGGAUUCUAAAUUUCUAUAGCACUUUUUGCAUGCACCAUGGCUUUAUGGAGUAUUUUCUCAGGACCCCUUCCAGUGCUAGCAACUGUUUCUAUUCAUAGGAGUGCAUCCUCAAGCCACUCCUUUGAUAAGAAUUGGAGCAGCAGAAGGACUUUUACCCAUCUUCAGUUCACAAGGAGACAUGGCAGAAGUCCCUCUGAUGCCUUUUUUUGUCAUUCCCUUUUGUGACUUGCAGGUGCACUCUGAUGGACAAUAUGGCAAUAUCAGAUGUGACCCUUCCUUGUUCUCACUACAACCUUAUGCAAGAUGAUGCUAUACCUCCCAUUUUGCAGCUGGGGAACUGGGGCCAAGAGUGAGUGACUUGCCCAAGACUAUCCUUUGAAUUUGCUGGACUGAAUGAUCCCUCUGCCAAAGAUUGUUAGAUAAAGUUAUGGAAUUAAAAAGUUCUGAAAACCCGAAGUUUGCCUCUGUGGCUGUUCUUAUUCCCCCACCCCAUGGUAUUACUUAGUGCCUAUCUAGAACAGGCAUAGGCAAACUCCGGCCCUCCAGAUGUUUGGGACUACAAUUCACAUCAUCAUCAUCAUAAUUUAUUAUUUAUACCCCGCCCAUCUGGAUGGGCCUCCCCAGCCACUCUGGGCGGCUUCCAUAGAAACCAAAAAUACAGUAAAAUAUCACACGUUAAAAACUUCCCUGACCACUGGUCCUGUUAGCUAGGGAUUAUGGGAAUUGUCAUCCCAAACAUCUGGAGGGCUGGAGUUUGCCUAUGGCUGAUCUAGAACAAUUUUUUCCCCAGAUGUUUGUGUACCAAGAUUUCUAGAACUGAGAGAUUAAAAAUGGAGGCCUUCCUCUUUCCUUUGUAUAGGUUUCAUUUUAAAGGAAAUCAUAAUAGCAGUACAAAAUAAGGAGCCACCAAUAAAACAUGCCAAAAAUAUAAAAACACAGUAUCAAGGGGGGGGGGGGGAAAGGGGUAGGUUUAGAGCAAUAUAUGUCACAUUGUAUUCUCCACUGAGGAGGUCAGUAAUGGCAGAUAAGCUUCUCUUAAAUAUCUUGUCUAUUAUUACCAAUCUUCUGCCUUAUGUACCUGUGUGUUUUGGUGUGUUUUUAGUUGAGCACUUGGUUCAAGAAGGGCAACAGUGAGGCACAGGAGGCUCGGCCAUGUCCCAUGUGAACUUUGUGUAUAGCCUAAAAUAUGCACUGAGUCCUCUUUAAGACAGUGCUUUCUGUUGGACAAAUCAGUGAAGAGUUUCUUGAAAACAGAAAAUUAGAAACCACUGACUUAGACAAUGGAAAAUACAAAAGAAGACAUGUUUUCUGCUUGUCAAAAUACUGUAUAGUUGCUAUGAUAUCUCUCAAAAGCCAUUCCUUACAUGAUUUAUAUAAUUAAUAGAUGGCCCUUCAUUUCCUGUUCUAAACCUGCUGAUGGUGAAAUAGCUUACACACCCUCCACCCCAAAUGAUUGUAAAGUACAAUCAGUAUUUAAAAUGCCUAAUAAAAAUUUAGUUGCUGUUUUCUGGAUGCACAUAGAAACAAGAGGAAGAUCAUCUUGAGCCAGGAAGGCUGGGGACAGUUAUAAUAGUCCAAAGCAAGAAAAUAUGGUACCCAACUUUAAAAGGGGAAAUGAGAAUGGCUGAAAGAAUGAAGGGACAGGUGGCCUUGGUUUGUUAGCAGGAAAAAUGAGUCAAACAGUGUAUUAUGAGUACAUGAGCAGUAACAUAAUGUGCUCAAUUACAAAAUGGGGAGGUGGGGAAGCCAACAUAUAUUUGUGCCAAAAGGAUUGUAAAAAAAAAAAAAGUUGACAUAACUUAGUCAAAGCAUUUUAGUCCCCUCUUAUUCUGCAAAUUAAGCAUCUUCAGCUUAUAUCCACAGUGGGAGAAAUGCAUAACUUUAGCUGGAUCAUGUCCAAAUUAGAUUCCACCUUUUUGAGUACUCUUAUUUCUGUCAAAACUUGACUAAUCAACCAUACUCUCUUCUUGUAUGUACUCAAAUUUUUGUUGUUGUCUAAGCAGUGAAGUACUUUUGUAGUUCUCUAGCCUUGCCUUUGAGCUCUAGAAUUUGAGUUCUAGAAUAACAAAAUUAAGUAUAUGGUUCCUCUUUUUUGCGUUUGUACAAAGCAUGGGUGGUGAUGCAUGUGGGGUAAAAUAAAACAAAGAAAGCAACACAAAUCCUUGCUCCAUUAUGUGUGGAUUGUAAACUGCACCAUCCGUCUUCCUUGCAUAUCUAUACUUCUCUUCUUCCUCAGAGAUAAAAUAUGUGUCAUCUUCUCAGGAUUCACAGAUUCCAGCUUCCUUACAUUACUGAAGAAAAUGCCAGACAUUGAGCAGCUAUAUGGGCUUCACCCCAGGCACCUGGACAGGCGCAGAGUUCGUGGUUAUGAAGCUUUCAGCAUUCCAGGAGUUCUAGAAGCCCUGCAAGCUUGCCCAAAUCUACUAGUAGGUGUUGUAUAUUCAAAAUAUAAACAUACAUGUUCAUAUGGCAGUUGCGAUCCUUGAUCAUACUUGUGGGGCGUGAGGGGAUGGAUAUGGUUGUACAAAACAGCAGAUGGUGCUGUAUCUCAUGGAUUUUGUUCAUUUCCAUUCACUUAUAGCUAUUUAUCAUAUUAUUAGCUACAGCAACUGAAUUUUAGAUUCAGCUAUUACUCAGCUGUGCUUUUAAUUAAAUCUUGAAUUCUCUCCUUAAAAUCCAACUGUUGCAAACAGAUGGGCCAGAAAUUAUGUGACUGGAAAAUAGUGUACAAAUAGCUAUUCAUAUGUCUGUGAAUCUACACCAUUUAAUCACUUAUUUUUGUUUGCACGAUAUGUGGAUUAUAUGCAGAACGAAGGGUGGGCCGGGAAGGUCCAAAAACUGAUUACAGGUGACAGAGCAAAUUGGUAGCUUCAGAACUGUCAUGUUAAAAAGGUUUACCUUUCAUCUAUGAGACCUAUGCAUAUUCUACUACAUUAAAAAAAAAUCAGAUUCUCUUGCCUUCUGCAGUAGCUACUGAUUUUGACAUUGGAAAUCAAGGUCUGUUUUCCAUUGUGUAAUUCCACCUAUAUAAAACUUUUGAAGUCUUUUCUUUGAGGGAUUUAUCUGAACUUCAAUACUUAGGCUUAAAAAAAGUUGAAGUAUUCCUUCGAACCUUUUUUGAAGUUUCGAAAUACUUAAUCUAAUUGGAUUAAUUUCUGUUUUUAUAGCACUGAAUUUGUAAAGUUAAUUGAUGUUAAGAUAUUUUAGUUGCAUGUUUUUAUUGUUAGUUGCCUGGAAUUUAUGGAAAGGUAGGUGUAUCAAUCACUAGCAAGUAAAAGUAAACUUUAGAAUUUUAGAUCUAUUGCAGUGUAAGCUAGGCAUGAGUUAUUACAACAUCAUAACUAAGAAAUGCAUGUGUCGAUUGAGUUCGGUUUUUUUUACUGCUGCUUACAUGAAUUGAAAGAGCUCAAAUGUUGAAGAUUAUUCUUACUACUAAUUGUUACUUGAGAGAGAGUGUGUGUGCGAGAGCGCUUAUGCUAAUGAUUGAGAUUUCCCAUCAUUCUAUACUGGGUUUUUUGUUUUUUUGCUUUAGGGAGUUGAAACUUCCCACUUGGAACUGGUAGAAGCCAUUUGGACAUACAUGCCACAAGUUCACAUCCUUGGAAAGUUUCGAAAUCGCAAUGGUGCCUUCCCAAUUCCAGCUGAAAAUAAACUAAAAAUACCAAUAGGAGCUAAAAUUCAGACUUUGCACUUAGUAGGUAAGCAUUGUAGUGAAAUACUUCCAGUGGAUACAUCAUGACUGAAAAGCUGUGAAAUCAGAAAGUGCACUUAUUUCACUUGUGCUGAAUUCUCAGCUUGAACACUGUUUCAUUUGCAGACUAAAGUACUAGUCUGCAGGUAUUGCUUGCACACACCCCUACAAAAAUUAAGCCUUUAAGUGUUUGUCCUUGAAGUGUCUGCUUUUUGGACCUGACAUACUGCUUUGUUUCUUGUAUUUUAGGAGUUAAUGUACCUGACAUUCCUUGCAUCCCAAUGCUGAGGCACCUGUACCUGAAGUGGGUGAGGCUCACCAAACCACAGCCUUUUAAAGAUUUCCUUUGCAUCAGUUUACGCACUUUUGUCAUGAGAAAUUGUGCAGGUAAAAGAGCACGAGGUCCCUUUCUCGAAUUUAUAUUGGGAGGGGAGGGUAUGCUUCUCAUUUACUAACAGUGAAUGUGGAUCUGUGUUCAAAGUAAGUUUGAAUAAGGAAAUAGCAAAUAACUUGCUUAACAACCAAAUGACUAUUUAGUCAGUUUAACAUUGUGAGAAUUGAACUACGUCUUUGCUGGCAAUUUUAUCUAAUAUGUUUUCCAGGUGCGUUGUUGCUUUCAACAUGGAACUUCCUAUAGUGCUUCUGUAGCAAUACAGAACUAUAGCUCUGUAAAUCUGUUCAUAUGGGCAUUUUCUGCUGACUACUGGAAUAUUUCUGUCUUUUGUCUUUUGUAGGACCCACAAACUCGUUGAAGUAUGUCCCCUUGGUCACAGGAUUGGCUUCUGCCCGAAAUCUGGAACAUCUAGAAUUAGUUCGAGUUCCCUUCCUCGGGGGUCUUAUUCAGCAUGUUGUAGAAGACAGCUGGAGAUCUGGUAUGCAGUCUCUUACUUGCAAUACAAAAUUUGUUCUUUGAAACCAACUACUGACAGUAUUUACUUUUCUAAGACUUUGUGGUGGUGUUGUGUGAAAGCAAGUGAAGGUAAUAGGUAAAUUUAGAUAUUUCUCUUUAAAGUUUAAACCAAUAAUUGGAUUUCACGAUGCUGAAUACUCUGCCUUAGACUACAUGGGAGACUAAGAACUUGUUCACUCAUGGUCCCAGCAUGUACAUUCACCAUGCUGUAGGUGAUGCUAGCCUUAGCUUGUUCACAAACACACCAUUUUCUGUGAACCAGAGCCUCCAUUGAUAUUCAGCUAGAUUCUUCUCAUGCAAUCUAUCCAUUGUGAAAAGAAGCAUUGUGGGUGUCAAAUGUCUGCUGUAUUUGAAAGUGCUGUAACAGGGCUUUAUUGUUGAGAUAUUAAGCAUGCUAGAAAAGGCAGUGGGGAAGUCUUUCUUCACACCAGUGAAUGGCCUGUGGAGGUUGCAGACAACACAUUUGCUGCCAUUUAAUUAAUUGCUGUUGGGAGAAAAAUUAUAUACUUGCCAACAUUUGAGAAUUGGUGUCCUUUUUUAUUCCAUGUAUACAGCUCAGAAAUAUACUAACAGCUGCUUCCCAAUCUGUGCAUCCAUGAUAAAAAGAGACACAUCAUUCCAUUCAGAUAUUGCAGAGCACACGGGUUUUUUUUUUGGAUACUGACUUGUAUCUAGCUAAGUCAUACUCAGUGUAACCCUACUGAAAUCAAUGGAUUUAAGUUAUUCAGGUCCAGCUAUUUCAGCUGGUCUAUUGUGAGUGUGUUGUAAUUGGGUACAAGCAUUGAGAUUGGUGUAUGCUCAAUAAAUAGUAAUGUGCUGAAGCAAAUUUAAGUUUGUUUCUUUAGUCAGACUAUCCUUUAUAGACAAGGAUUGGUGGAGCCUAUAUUGAGAUGAAACUGUAGAGUUUUGCUGUUGUUUUUCCAAGACACUGUGUACAUAAUUAUUCCAGGGAGGCUUCGUAUUGAUACUCAAAUAUAGUGAAUCCCUCUUAUCUAUCAACAGGGGGCUUUAGAAAUUUGCACACUAUAGUUCUGGGAGCCUGCAAGAAUGCUCUGGAAGUGGACCUUGGCUACCUCAUCAUAACUGCUGCACGAAGGUACUUGAAUCAUUUCAGCAGUCUUUCUCCUUUUAAUUUUAUUUGCCAGUGAGUCACCAUUAUGUUUAUACACAAAAGUUAUAUUAAUAGACCUUUGCAUACUGAUGUUAGUGAAUUCUGUGCACUGCUUUUAAUUCUGCAAUGCCUUAUUUUUCAUCAUAGCGUAUUUUUAAAAAUCCUCACAAUAUUGCACUGGCUGCCCAUUUGUUGAUGAGCCAGAUUCAAGGUGCUAAUAAUGACUUAUAAAGCCGUAAGCAAUUUGGGAUCUAAAUAUUUGAAGAUGUGUCUCCUUCCAUAUCAACUCGCCUGUGGGCUUGGAUCAGCUAAGGAGGCUGUUUUGGUUGCUCUGCAGCUAAUGGAAAUCUGUUGUGCAACAACCAAGGGAAGGGCCUUCUCUGCCAUGAUGCCUUAAGUAUGGAAUGCCCUCCUCUUAGACCUGUGACUGACAACUGGCCCUUAUGAGUUUUCAGUGCUAGCUAUGGACCCAUUGAUUUGAUCAGGAUUUUAUUAAGAUAUUAAUUUUUGUAAGGGAUGUGGUAUUGGUGUUGCUUUUGCUGCUAUUUUAUCUGCUCCUUGCUUUUUAAAAAAUGAUUGACGAUUGUGGUUUUAAGCCUAUUUUAUGGUAUACAGCCUGAGAUUGCUCUCACAGUGAUAGGCAUAUUCUUCUUGCAAGUUACAAACAAUAGAAGAAUUGUCUCCUAUGUGAAUGUGCAUAUUCUGUGCCAGGAAAUAUUUGUUAGUCUACACUAACAUUUUGUUACAUUUCUCAUUUUGUUUCAUCUCUUUUCAGGUUGCACGAAGUACGAAUCCAGCCUUCCCUAACCAAAGAUGGAGUAUUCUCUGCACUAAAAAUGGCAGAAUUGGAGUUUCCACAAUUUGAAACACUACAUCUUGGAUACGUUGAUGAGUUUUUGCUGCAGUGUAUGAAAUCCUUCAAUUUUCCUUUGGGUUAUCUGUCAGAUGUUAGGGUAGAUCUGGAUGUUAUCUGCCUAGAUCGGGGAUGAGCUAACCUUUCAACUUCCAGAUGUGAGUUGUAGUCCAACAGCAUCAUGUCUGAUUAUUGGCCAUGCUGAUGGGAGGCCAAUAAAUCUGGAGGGCUACAGGUUCCCAUCCCUGGUCUAUAUGCUUCUAAUCUUAGAGAGGCCAGCUGCUGUAUGAUGCAUCCUUGUGUAAUGCAUGAGCAGCCUCUAGUUCCCUGUUGAUGCUUUUCCAUGAUAACACCUGCAGAUGUCUUACACAGACUAAAAUAGCUUGUGCAAAUAUGGACAUGUGGGCAUUGGAUUUUGUGGUGUCAUCUGUUGGUGGUAUGGAAACAAUCCACAUUCUUCAGAAUUCCCAUGUGGUGUGGAGUCAGUAGUGCAUGAAAACGCUACAAUAGUGACGUGCACUAUUUUGAGUCCAAAUUGGAAGGCAGCUCUUUUUGCUAUCCCUUCCUCCUUUUCUUUCUGCCUAUUGCAUAUGAACUGUCCCUCUUUCCAGAAGAGAAGUGAAUAAGUGUGCAAGUGCAGAGGAAAUAAUCACAGCAUGUGUUGGCAUUUCCCCAGCCAUAGAAAUACAGGGGAGGAUUGUGGCUCCUGCCUCAGGGCUGCUGCUCUUUCUGAUUUGCCAGGAGACAGGGACAAACAUUUUUGACCAGUGCUAGUCUAGGGACUGGCACAAGCAAGACUUCAGGAGCAGGAAGGGACGUGUAUUUGCCACUUGCCUGCUCACUUGACAUUCAUCCCAGGCAAGCAGCAAAUGUAAAUAUCCUAAGUCUCUGGAGAUGUUUUAUAUGGAUAGAUGUGAUGGGAGGUCGGUUGGAAUGUCAUUAUUACUUCAUACCUGCUCUCUUGUGUACCCAGCCCUGCGAUUUGUACCCUUAUGGGGGGGACACAACUAGACAUACUGAUUCCUUAUAAAGCAAGGGGCAGGGAGAUUGCAUUGGCAGUUCUGAUGGAUAAGGUUUUUAGUUUAAAACAAGUGAAAGGCAAUAUAAAGACCGUAUCUUUUAUAGACCAAUGAUGGUUGAAAUUGCAACCUUUUGAAGCACUUUGAUUUUUAAAGGCUUCACUUUACCUUCUUUACUGUUCCCAUUGUUUGGUCCAGCAGAUAAACUCAAGCGCUCAUUCAGUGCCCAGACUGAAUUGCUGUAGAGAAUUAUGGAAAGAGCAAGUUGCUAUUUUUUUCUGUUCUCUUCCCCCUGACCCCAGGUAAAAUGAUUAAUGCGGACCUCGUGAAAUAUGGCUUGGCUGACGUGGUUGAAAAUCCAGGCAUCAUCACAGACAUUGGAAUGAAAGCGGUGAAUGAAGUGUUCUCUUCCAUUAAAUACCUUGUUAUAUACAACUGUCCUCAUCUGCACAAUCCAAGCAGUUGGAUCACAGGUACCGUGUGCACAAGAACAUAUCUGGUUAAGGGGUUAAAGCACUUUAGCAAACGAAAUGCAGCCCCACUUAAUUAAAUUGACCACUGCUAGUGAUUAUUACACUUCUCGGAUAGACACCUUUAAGUUCCAGUAUGACUUCAGAGUUUAAGCAGGUGGCAACCAGAGAUGGGGCCUUAACUGUGUUACACUAACUAUGUAUACCCUUUCCUGUGAUGUUUUGUUUGACACCAUCUCUCUUGGCUUUUGAUGAAAAUUCAGAGUGGUUUUAUUUAUUUUUUUGAGCUUUUGGUAAGCAAAUUUGAAUAUUCUUUCAGAGAUUUGCUGCUGCUUUUUUUAAAAAAAAAAAACUUUUUUGAAGUUCCUUGGUAUCAUACACUGUUAAAUUCACACGUACAAGUACAAAGAAAGAAAAAUAAUCUUAAAUAAAUUUAACGUGAAAGAUUAAUUUAGACUUAAACGUUCUCUUUCCUCAUAAAUUCUAACUAAACUAAAAUAGAAUACGAUAACAUAGAAUAACAUAAAAUAAAAUAAAGUAAACUUCCUAUCAUUUCACGAUAUAAUUUACAUUUAUAAUAGUGAAUGUACUUAUGAUUAUUUCCUUCAUCUUAAUAUAUUUUCUAAUACUUGCUUACAACAUAUCGUACCCUUUCCCCUUAUUUCUCAAUGUUUUAUAUUCACAAGGGUCAUUCAAACGGUGCCAUAGAUAGUAUAUCACUGUUAUUUUUUUGUAGAUAUCUCUUGAACAUAUCCCAUUCUUCCGCUUUUAAUUGGCUGCAUACUAGAUGCCUUGAUCUUGUUUUGGUGAUGAUGAUGAUGAUUUGAUAAAUUGUAUUUGGGUUUGUUGAGGUAAAAAGGCAGAGUGCCACCAUUAUAAAGGAAUCCGUACUUCCUGGCUAUUCUAAUACGUUCACAUGCUAUGGGGGUUCUCCAUCUACUCCACCUACAAGCCACCAGGAAUUGUGUACCCUGAAACUUUUGAGAUCCCUAGAAGUAAUCAAUAGAAGGGGGAAUGCCACUUUGCGAUUGACUAAAAUUUCAAGUUUAGCCAGCAGAUUUUAAUGGGUGGGAUCCAUUAAAAUUUAUUUUGUUCAUAGAGUGAAAGUUGGGCUCAUAAAGGGGACCAUUCAUCAACAGAAGCUCCUACCAGAAUGAUUCAUCCCAUUAAAACCUACUGAUUAAAUGAAAUCUUGGACAGUCAACAAAAUUAUUUCCUUUCCCUAUUUUAUUUCCCUUCUAAGAGCUAAUUGAUUGUGUGCUACACAACUCCAGUCUCUAAGAAAUGGAGUUCAGUUCUUGUUUUUCCAAAAUUAAGAGAAUACAUUUUCAAUUAGGAAGCUAAAUUCUUUUGGGCCAUAGUGACAGUCUUAGCAACCAACUGCAAAAGGCUAGAUUUAUUAGUCACUUGUUUUUUGCCAUUCUGAGUAGGCAAAGGACCUCAGUUAAGAGUGGAUGCAUCAGAAUAACCAGGAAGUAUACCUUUUUUAGAAUGGUGACGAUUCUAAAUUGAAACUUAGAACUUUAAGUGGGGAAUAGUUAAGCAGAUUUUAGGUAAGAAAUCUGUUAAUUAAGUUCAUUUAUUUCGCUCACUCUCCCCACUCUGCAAUAGAUCAUUCAAGAUGGACUCGGCUGUUUGAUCUCACCUUGGUGAGAUGCCAUGCAAUAAAACUAGACUCAUUUAGUCAGUUUAUUGAAUUACUGCCAAGCCUGGAGUUUAUCUCUCUGGACCAGAUGUUCCGGGAACCUCCCAAGGUAAGGUGUUUGGGUUUUUUAAAGUGUACUUUGCUGUGUGCUUCAAAUGUCUUUAGGAUAUGUGAAAUAUACCAGACUUUUGGUAUGUAUUUUUAAAACUUCUAAUUAAAAAGUACUUCAGGUAACUGUUUUUAAACAUUCAAACCAUGGUUCAGUGACCAUAUUAGGAAAGCAGUAACAUGAAAAUGAAAACAAGUUCAGUACUGCAAAUUAUAGUAGUAUAAUUACUACUAUAAUUACUACUUACACUGUAAUUAGUAUAAAUACUGCAAAUUAUAAUAAGCAAGAAGCUUGUUACAAGAAUGUCUGAAUUACGUCUACAUCGCUGCAACGAUCUCAUUUUGCUGGAAUUCUUGCUGAUCUUUAUAUUUUGCAUUCCCCCUUUCUUUUCAUUUCAUGCUUAAGAAAAUUACAUUCAUUAUGUCAUGGAAUCUCUUACUUUGCCCAAGAUUGAACAAUACAGGAAGACUAUCAAAACCAGAGAGCCAUGACUAGUUUGCAUAUUUCACUACAUAUAUUCUGAAGCAAUGUAUCACACUUCUGUGAAUCUGUCUGCCUUGAUGGAGAGGGAUUAUGUAAAAGCUGAGACAGGCUGAAAUAAUAGCAUAUGUUUGGGAAGCCUACAGCCUCUCACCCAGGAAAAAGCACCCCCCCACACACACACCUGUCCCUUCCUCCCUAGGGACUGCAUAUGGUACAGCACUGCUGUCUUCUACUUUAGAAAGACAGCUGUACCUCUGUAUCAUCAGAAGCUGCUAUUCCAGUUCCUACCCUUAUCUCAGGCUUGCUUGCUUAGCAACCAAUUUGCACCAGACUAGGGAAAGAUGCAGAUACUUCUCUGCUUGACAUGGUGAGAAAUCAAGGGUUAAAAAUAAAUGUGAGAACCUGCACAAGCGACGCUGACACAAAACCCCACACAUACAUGAAGUAAAAUAGAAACAUUGCCACCCGAUCCCACCCCCACUCACCACUCCCCUUCUACCUCUACCUCUUUCCCCCCUUUCUUCCUAAUGUAACACUAAUGUCUCAGCAAACGAAACUGAUCUAUAGAAAAUGUAACUUGAAAAAAGAGACAUUGCACAUACUUUUGUAAACCAAGAAAUCUUUAAUAAAAAUACAUUUAAAAAAAGCAAAAAUAAAAUAAAAUAAAUGUGAGCAGUGACGAGUGUGGCUUUUGUCUUGAAAUGUAAAUGAAGAAAUAUAAAUGAGCAACAGCAAGGGAUUUGGGGAAGUAGAGUGAGAGAUGAAGGCCCCAAAGGACGGAGAAGGAAAGGAAGCAGAAGGCAAGGCAAAGCCAACCACAGAGGAAAGUUAUAGCCACCACUCAUGAAAUUUUAUUCACUUGCUGUGCAGUCAUGUGCAUGUUUACUCAGAAGUCCACUACAUUAAUGUUGCUUACUGUUCAGUAAGUAGGGUUGCAUCCUUAGCUACAAACCAACUUCAUAUCCCCUCUUACAUUUUCCCACAAUUAUGUAUUCUCCUCCAUAAAUAGAAUAAAUUUACGCAAUAGAUUUCUGCAAAAGCAUGUUGUGCUUCCUUGUCUUAAUAGUGUGAUGACUCACAACACCUUCCUAAUGUUACUUGUAGUGUUCUGUCUCUUCAUAUUGAACCAACUGGUAACCAGAAAGGUAGCAUUGUAUAGCUCACAGUAUCAUGAUUGACUUGUACAUCACAACCUUGUUGGUUUGGCUCAUGGGAAGUGUUCACUUGUCUCAGGGCAGGAGGUUUGAAAUGGCCGUGCAGAGGUUAAGAGCAGUUGGCAACGUGGAAUUGCUUGCUUCAAAUCUCUUUGUUUAAGAAGCAGUACACUGUGGUCUAUGUAUCAUGGAAGAUAUCGCUGAUUUCAAACUGUGUUUUGUUUUGGAGCCUCUUGCCAGUUGCUGUCAACAAUUUUUACUGCAUUUCAGGGUUGUGCUCGUGUAGGUCUUAGUGCAGGCACUGGGAUUGGUGUGUCCUCUGCUUUGGUCAGCAAUCAGAACUCCAACAAUGAAAACGACAACAAUAAUAAUCACCAGAACAAUAAUGCCAAUAUACACCAUAACAACCACCAGCAACCAAAUGACCAGAACGAGGAGAACGAGCUGCGACAGGAGGAGCAGGUGGAAGAACAGCAGAUUGCAGCAGAAGGUAAUUCAGGAAACAGUUUUAUUUGUUUGUUUUUAGUACUGGACCAGUAAAUUGGUCGGCGUCCAUCUGUCUUGGGAGGGCGCCUUUGGGGGUGAAGUCAAACCACUGGAGAGUUACAGUGCCUGCUGUGGCUGCAGAGACCAAUAUGGGAGUCAUGUUUUCUUUCAGAUGAAGGCAUCUGCUUGUGCUCAUGCAAGUGUACCAUGGCAUUUCUUCUUUCUGCACUGCUCCCAGCAGUCAUUUCCCCUUUGGUCACUGCUUUGGAUACCUGACCUGAUUGUCUCCAGGCGCUGCAGACUAUUAUUGGUUUAUUGACCAAUAAAGCACACAUUAACACCUCCAAUUGAUAUUCAAGCCAUUAAUGUUCACAAUUGUAUUUCCUAAGCGUCUGAGCAAUGCCUAGCACUUACAUAAAAUGCUAUAAAGCUGUUCAUUUUGAUUUGGCAUUAAUAACACUUUUCUCAUUUCUCGUUAAUAUAUAAUGUUGCCACAGCAGGAGGACUUAAAACCAGUUAAUGGUAUUUUCUUCCUAUUUAACAGCUCUAAAGUGACUUAAUGCUCCUGGCAUAACAACCACCAUAAAUAUUAUACAGUUAAAUUAGUAGUUUCAGUUUUCAUUCAUCAGUUUAAAUUCACUUUCUUCUUUUGGCAUGAAGCCCCCCAUUUUCUGUCUGAGAAUGAUUUCUGUAAAGGGCAGAGUCCUCAUUGAAAGCUACAAUAUAGAAAUGGAUCUAAAUACCUUUCAGAUUAGUGAAGAUCUGCCUUGUUAAGUUUCCCGGGCAAAGACAGAUGCUCCUGCAUAGUCGCAGUGCUUUGGAAACUUCCUAAGAUUGUCGUGCAAUUAUGUGUGACUAGCUUCUGCCUCCUUAAUAAAGAGUGGUGUCUUCAUCCUCCUUAUCUCAGUCAUUCUUAUCUCUCUCUGCAGCACUGAAUGAAAUGGAGGAGGUAGCACAGGAAGAUGGAGUGGCUAUGGCAGAGAGCCGCAGUGAAGCCUCUGCAACUAAUCAGGCACUUCUUCCCAUGGAAGUUGAUGAAGAACAAGCAGGUAACUUGUCAGGAUCUCUCCCACCCAUUUGCAGGCUUCAUUGACUUACUACAAAAAAAAGUUUGUUUGCUUGUUGCUUAGAGAUAUCAAUAGCAUUUAUUUUAGAAUUAAUAAUGCAAACUAUUUAAGAACUGUGAAGUCAGUGAACUUGAAUAAUUCUAUAGCUUAAAAUUAACCACGGUAUUUAGCAUUUAUAGUCAUUUAUCGGAUGCAAAAAGUGUUUCGUACACAUCAUCUCAGAAAGCUUGAGCACACUUCCGCUAGGUAAGCCACUAUUAUUACCUCCAUAUUGCAGAUAUAGGGGCCAAUACUGAUUUACCUAAGGCCAAAUAAUCAAGGCAAGAUUUGAACUAUGGAUUUGCAAGCUCCAACUAGCUCUACUCUGACUGCCAAGACAUCCUCUGUUGAUUGUUAAGUUUUCAAUGCAGGUGACUGGGGUUCUUGCAUGUAUUACCUGACAGGUAUACUUUUGUGUAAUUAAUAACUUGUGAGGUGUUUAAGAUGAUCAUAUGCUGUGUCUUGAGUUGCCUUGAUUGCACGUGGUCUCAUGGCCAGUGUUCCUCUCUUUGCAACCUUUUAAUAGCAUCAUAGAGAGGGGAGCCCCCAAUAGGAGAAGCUGAAUUGGUAUUAGCAAAUUUUACUAAUCACCCAAGCAGCUUGUUCUCAGUCACUUGUUUUACAGCACAUUAGAUAUCUUUGUACACAGGAUCAAAGUUGACUUGAUGUGGGAGACUUGCGGCAUGUCGCCAAACAGUUUCUGUUUUCAACUCAUGCGUUUAAUUAGGGCGGGGGGAGCGGCUCAUUCUCUUCCAUCUAGGCUGUUUACUGAAUCAGAAUUGCCCCUCCACCGUGUCAGUAGCUGUUUUUCCUUCAGGGCCAAACUGAUGAUGACCUAGUAUGGUUUCCCCUGCAGGGGGAAAAGUAGCCAGAAGGGGGCAGGGUUUUGAUCACGGUAAUAUCCUGUGAAUAAAGUGUUAAGCAGUGCUUCCUGUGCUUCAGUCUGAUUUGGAGCUCUUCACAGAUGCAUUAAAGUCAAACCAAGAAUAGUUGUGAAACAGUUUGUAUGCUUCCAUGCUGCUUCUGGUUUGGCCCUGAAAGUCUCUAAGAUGUUGUGUGGUUAAUUUCUUGUUCUUAAAAAGUUCCAUUUGCAGUGUGCGUUUUAAUCAUAAGCAGCUAUAUUUGCUAGGUAGGAAAAUGUCAGUUUGAUCCCACAGUAGGCCAUGGGCUUACUUCCACCCAGUGCUUCUCUGUUCGGUAAAUGCUAAGGGGAUAUAAAUGAGAUUGGGUACCUCAUUUGUUUGCCGUUCUCUUACAAAUUCAUCCUUACUUUAAUUCGCUAACCUGCUUUUUCUCAAGAAGUUGGAGAUGGUUCCAUUUUGCUGCCCAAUAUCAACAGUGCGGAAAUUAGUAUCACCAGCUUCAGAGCUACCUCUUCAUACAUCACCACACUGUAAAUAUUUCCCAGAUCUAUUUCCAGUUUAGGGAAUAAGAAAUUCUAAAACUGAGUUCUUGCCAUCAUCCUGAUGUUUGUACAGCUAGAUAAAAUUCAGCGUUUGAGCACACAGUUGUGUGCGUGCUUCAAAUUGCUUCAGUUUUGAUUCAGGCUGUGUCCAGAUCCUUCUCCUUUGCUUCAUUUUGUUACAUAUAAUUUCUCCUCAGUUUUUACCUUUGAUCUACAUAAUUCUCCCCCCCCCCCCCCCCCCCGCUUCUUGAGGGCCCUAUGCUGUACAGAGAUGCCUGUACACAUGUGGCGCCUUAACCAAGGAGAGGUGGUUGUUUUUCACCCUUAGAGAAGUCUUGAAGCCCAUCUCUAAUUGUAAACAUCUUUGCUGCUGUGAGAUACCUUGUGGCUUUAAUUUUUCUUUGCUUUUUCCAUGUUUGUGCAAGAAACAAUAAGCACGUAGGGCAAUAGCCAACAUUGAAUGGCCCUUCUGCCACCCACACAUACAAAUAUUCAUCUGCUCCUGAGGGUCUUCUAACUUUCUGGAGCAGAUUUAGAGGGGGAGUGUAGAAGGAUUGCAGGGGGCAGGGAAUUUUUUUGUCAAUUGUGUCAAUUUGGCUGGCGGAUGUACUGUUGGAUUUCAUCCCUAAUCUCAGUACAGUGCCUGCAAUUUAUAAAGCACAUUGUGCUUUCUAAUUGCAGUGCAGAUUGGUGGAUUGUGAGGUGGGCUGAUCAAAUUGGUGGGGAAGGGGUUAAUAAAGUAAGAGGAGAAGAUCACAGCGUAACACUAAGAAUAACUCCAGAUCCAAACACAAUGCAGUGUGAGGAGAACCUGAGCUUACAGGGUUAAACAGCUCAGAGUGUACGCCCUGCCUACUAUUUGGGAGGGGGGAGAUUCUGUGUCAUAUCCGAGAGUCUCCAGCCUUUGUUCUUUUUUCUCUACUUUCGCUUUUGAGGAGAGUGGACGUGUUUUCACAAUGCUGUUUGACAAUGGAUAGUUUCUGCUUAAAUAAAACUGCUUUUAGCUGCUAAGAUCCUGUCUGGACUUUAUUUAAGCACACUGAAGAAUGCACUGAAGUUUGCAGCUUUCUCUUACCGCUGCUGAUCUCUGCGUUUGCUCAGAGCAUUGGAAUGUGGAGUUUGAAGUGCGGAGGCCUGGCCGGUAGCUGCGCAGCCGAAGCGGGCUGGACGCCAGGACUUAUCUGAGCAAUAAAUCUUCUUCAUGCAGUACAUGUUGUGUUUUGUUCGUUCUUUUCUACUGUGUUGUGCGUUGUUGGUGUUUGAGGGGAACUGUGAAGAGAGACCUAGCCAGGUGUAUGAGUGCAGAAGGUCCUUAGGUAUGCCAACUAACCAUGUAAAAACCAACUACUUUGUAUGCAUGUUUUGAAGGAGUAAGUUGCUUAGUCAGGUGAAUUAAAGCACCCUGAUCUCUGGAAAGCAUGCUAGUUGGUUGCUGAACUUUCUUUUCUUUUCCAGGGCCCAGUGGCCUUCAGCCAAAUGUAAAGCUAGCACCUAUUACUGUCCACGACUCAGACAGUGAAGAUGAGGAUGAGAAUACAGCCACCUCAAGAUCCUGUAUUACAAAUAGCAUUGCACAAAAUUACUCAGAUGGAGAGGAGAGAGUCAGAGAUUCAGUGGAAAUCCGGGAGCCCUCAGGUGAGAAUUUUUGCUUCUUCAUACAUGUCGUAAAAAUAUUCCUUAUUGUGUUACAAAGCACAAAAUGCAGAAAUAAGUUUUCUGUGGAAUGUGGUUCGCAGUGGUUGUGGUCCAGCUUUAGAAAGAUAGAUAGAUUUCCCUCAUGUCCAUUUCUGUUGUUCUUUCCAUAUUUCUGCAGAUCAGCUGCAAGAGUGAUGCCUUCUUACAUGACAGUGGUGGUGUAGUUGCCACCAAAACCACUUGUGUGAGGUAGCUCUGCUGAAACUGAAAUAGGCUACUUGGUAUUCAUGGUCCCUUUGAUCACAGUUAUUGGGUGGUUUCCAUCAACUGGAUUGCGGUUCAGUUUGUACUUCCAAAUUGUACAACAGUUUGAUUCUGGUUUGUGUUCUGUGGUUGGACUAUACCGCAGUCCCCCAAGUUCAUAUAUAAUGAGGAAUUGAAUUCUAAAGUGAAUUGUAAUCCUUUUUGCAUGUAGGCUCGUUCAGAAUUGACUGAACGACUUCAAAGGCUUUGGAUGAAAACUUCCACAUGCUUUGCUAAGAUUCGACAGGCUAAGCAUCUGUAAUCUAUUUCUCUAGCAGAUUCCUGAGGGAUUUGAUCCCAGUUACCUUUAUUUCUUCACGGCUUGUGUCUUUCUUGCACAGCCUCCCUGCAACCUAAAGUGGGGACAAAGCACAUCAGCAAAAUAUGAGGCAGGAGGCCAGGAUACUGUAGACAUUUUACUGUUCCACAAGCCGUACCUUCUGGUUAAAAAGUAUGCCAAUGUAAACUUGAGGGGUAAGUGCAUCAGGGGUGGGUGGGGGCGCUAUCAACAUAUCUUUUGAACAACUUAGUCCAGGAAGAAAGGAAAUUAUUUGAAAACUAAGAUUCUCAUAAAUAAAUGGCAGGGCUGUAAAUGUUCCUUGUUAACUAGGUAGCUACCGUAAGAAGAAAUUAGGUGCAACAACUAAUUUGAGCCUGUUGAGCAGCUUGACUGUGUGCAGUACAGUGGGUCAGAUUCAACUAAGUAGUGCCACCGGUGGAAGUGUGCACAAGGACUUCCGCUAGCACAAAAGACUUCCCCAUUCCUCCCACCCUGCCUCCAGUUAGCCCUGGGCAGGGAAGGAACCCCCAGAACUAUAGGCAGGGGGAGAAGAGGGCAGAUCACUCCAUCAGACAAGUAGAAAUGCUUGUGCUGACAGAGCAGUCUGCUUAGUGCUACGUUGAAUUCCUCCCAGUAUGUUUAAACAUACUGAUUCAAGGCGUGAACCUCUAGUAAGUGAAGUAACUCAACAUAUCUGCACAAUAUCUUUUCCUGCUUGGAAUAACAUUGCAACAGUCGCAGCAGGUGUCUCGCCAGGUUGUCUGGGGUGUGUUGAUAACUAACAGGGUGCGUUUCCAUGACUUUCUAUCACAUCGUAGCUCUCUUCCCUUUUGUCCCUGUUGUUGUUGCAGUGAGCGGUAAAGGCAAAGCUCCGCUGCGGAAGAGGUGCAAUGCCAGCCGGGUGAAACUGUUUCUUUCUGAGGAGAGCAGCUGCGAGAAAGGCUGUCAGGUCACCAGUGAGCAAAUUAAAGCGGAUAUGAAAGCGGCCAGUGACGUGACAGCGGAAAGGAACAAAAGCAAGGAUUGUUACCCUGGUUGUGGUGGCGGCACUGGGCCUCCGGGGGCCUCGGACACUGCAGCGUCUCCAAGCCCAGAUGGUAUGAAAACGGCUGAUAGCGGCAGCGACACUCCCUCCGCAGCAACAGAGGACUCUGGGAAGUGUCUCUGCAAGAGUGAAAGCUCCAGCGAGAGGGACAGUGAGGAGAAGCCAUUGUGCUCCAGGUGUUCCUGCUAUAUGCCCCAGAACCAGCAAAGGAGGACUAAUGGCGUCUCGGGUGGCGAAUGCCCAUCUACCAGUGGAGCUUGUGGUAUGAAUGGGCCAAAUGUGAGAGGGGCGGAAUUCUCCCUAAGAACAUUACCAAACUGUGGCUCUUCAGGAGAGGCCAGCAAUGGGAGGACUAAUGAGAGAGUCUGUGGGACUGCUAAUGAGGAACGGAGCCCUCCUUCACAGCAAGGGAGAUACGAAAUGGAAUAUAAUGAAGAUUACCCUCGCAGGCCUCUCACGAGAGCCAGAAGCAGACUUUCCCAUGUGCCUCUGGUGUCUCAGUCAGGUAUGGUUUCAUUUAUCCAAGUUUUGCAUCAAAGCAGUGCAUUAUUGUCAAAGAAGGGCGAGGACCAGCCACAUUGUCGUAAUGUCAGAGCAGAAAUGCCAUUUACUCUCUGUUGUUCUUGUGUUGGUUUGUUUUGGGUGUUGAUAAUUGAGUACUGGCUCUUUGAGAGAGUUUUUUUUUUGUGGGGGGAGAUUCCUUGAAAUACAAAUACUUAUAAACUGAUUUGAAGCCUGCUUUCAAAAUGAAAACAUAAGCUUACUGAUAGCUACUUGGUGAAUAUUGACUGGAUUCUGUGAUCACAUAAGCCUUUGAAACUUCUCACCACACCUAAAUCAUAUUGUUUCUGGUAUAUGUUUUUUCAAAGCGUAGAGCAGUUCUAUGCUGGGUGCAGCCAUCUUAGGUGAUGGCCCAUCCAGGCUCUGGGAUGCAGAACAAGCCCAAGUCUUCCUUCCAGUUCUUGAGCUGGAGACUGGGAGCAUUGCUGAGUGUAAGCAGAGAGCAAAAAGAAACUUCUGGCUCGGAACUGCAUUAGAUCGGUGCAGAUGCCACAUUUAUAGCUGCUUUCAGGAAGUUUUUAUGAAUACCUUCCAGUUAGGAGUUAUUUCCAGGAAUCGGGGCUUAACUGGUAUUUCACCCAUGAGAGGAAGCAACCUUCUGCUGAGGCUUUGUUUGGCACAUUAAUGGUAGGUUCAGCAGACUUGUUACCCAGCUCCCAUUACAAAAAUAUAUAUUUACAUAAAACAUGGUUAAAAUAAUUGCAAGAAAUUUAGGAACAUAUUUAAUGAGAGCAGUGCAAAAGUCAUAUAUUCUAGAACAGUUUUAUAAAAAAAUAAUAAUUACUUCUCUCUCUAUUCCAUUUAUCCUAUAAUCACAAGGUAAUAUAACUCCAAGCAAAAUUAAAUCAAAAGGAUCUCUAUUCCUUAACCUGAUUAAAGGCAGGACUGAUUCAGACUCGCUCCUAAAUGUGUGCUUGUCAAAAACCCGUUAGAUUCCAGGAAAUCAUUCAUUUUCAGUCGUUCCUAUCAGAAGAGACAUUUUUCUUGCUGCAUACUUGUUCUCAGAGCAGUUUCCCUUAAACAUAGCAAGACCAGAUAAUGACUUCCAGUUCAAGGUGAUUCUUUCCAGUUUGGGAGAUCAUCAACUAAGGUCAGAGUCUUUCACCCAGAAAGACUCUUUCGCAAGACACCAGUCGAGUGAUGCUAUCAAUCAGAUUGGCUCAGAGGAUGGCUCCCGCUGUGACAUAGGCAUGGUUGCUUUUUCUCUGCGCCUGUUGAGGAGGUGGAGCUUCAGCCACCCAGCAGGCAGAGACUGAUCUGGAAGGGCAUAGAGAAAGCUUGUCCCUUAGAGCUGCCCUGAGGUUCCAGCUACCUGGUAGAGGCCGAGACAAGCUUUUGUUGCUCCAUACAGCUCGUGAGUAGAAGAGGAAUGGCGGAAGGUACGUUGUCAUGACCCAGCAGGCAAAAAGGCAGGGAAAGCUAACACACUUCCACUACCCAUCACCAGCUUUGGUUUGUGCCAGAUCUCAUGCUACUUUUCAGAGAUGCAGCUUACGUUUGGGAGCAAGAUGCUGCCCCUUAGGGUGUCCAUGUGGCCUCAAAUUGUAACUUGUUGGCCCUGGUCAUAUUGAUGUUCAUGUGUGUGCAAAGCAGUUGGGAAGAUCAUGUUGCAUUUCUGCUUCUGCUCACUGCAGCAAUAGGCCUACAUUCAUCCCAAGUUAACAUUCUGUUGGCCUUUGGGGCACAUUCUGCCAUACCAACAUGCAACUACAUAUGUGUACCUUUAAGCGAUAGUGCACGUUUCCUAAUGUGAAUUAAUUAUCCUGUAAUGCAUUUUGUCUACCCACUUUGAAUGAUUGAUGGGUGGAGUUUCCCGUUGUUGUUGACAACAUGUAAUAUGGCAAUCCUACUGCAAGUUUUGUUUGAAAGUACAGUGGUGCCUCGCAAGACGAAAUUAAUCCGUUCCGUGAGUCUCUUCGUCUUGCGGUUUUUUCGUCUUGCGAAGCACGGCUAUUAGCGGCUUAGCGGCUAUUAACGGCUUAGCAGCUUAGCUGCUUUAAGAAAAAGGAAACAAACUCGCAAGAACUCGCAAGACGUUUCGUCUUGCGAAGCAAGCCCAUAGGGAAAUUCGACUUGCGGAACGACUCAAAAAGCGCAAAACCCUUUCGUCUAGCGAGUUUUUCGUCUUGCGAGGCAUUCGUCUUGCGGGGCACCACUGUAACAGCGUAAGCACAUGUGUACUCAUGUUCAUUCUGCCUCCAUAGUCUAAGGCUUCCCUUCAUUUUACCCUCCAAAAUUCAAGUGCUUAUUUGGUGAGGCACGUCUUGCUUUCGCAGGUCUUUGGUUUGUUUUCCAAGAGUAAAAUUACUUUGGGGGAGUGGGAAGAAUUUGCACACGAAAGCUUAUACCAAGAACAAACACACACACACACACACACAUAUUUCAGAGAUUAUCAGUUUCGUAUUCUUUGCUUUAAGUACUUUGAAUUAUAGUAGUUAAAAUAAUUAAUUUUGUUCAGCAUCGAUACCUGAAAUAUUGAGAUUUGCUCCUUUUCUCGGAGUGUUGAAAGGAUCACUGCUGUUUUAUAUGGUGGGAGGAAAAGGGUGGUGGUAACCUAAAGAAAAAUAUUGGUUAUUAAAACUGAAAAACAAUAGUCACUAAACCUCACUUGGUUUAGUGGCUAUUUAAUGAUUGUUUGUUAUUUAAUGAUUAAGGUCUAUUAAUUUUAUUACAACCUAAGCUAGAGGUUUCCCUAAUCAAAAUAACUUCUUAUGUGUUGUCUGUAAUUCUGAGAGAGCCAACAUUGUGCCCUCCAAAUGUUGUUGGGCCCCAGCUCCCAUUAGCUUUGAUGAUUGUGGUUGAUGGGGGGGUGAGAGUCCCCCAACAUCUGGAGGGUGCUGUAUUUAGGUGGGUUUUUAUUUUUAUUUUUUUAAAAAAGAAAUGCAAAGGAAAUUCAUGCUUUGAUAUUAUUCUGCACUUCUUUUAACUUAACAUUUAUUGAAAUAUUUAGCAAAUGGCUAUUUCUGCUUAUUCCCUGCAUAUAACAGGGAAAAUUAGACAACAGGGAAAGGAAACAUUUCAAAAAGAAUGGGAAAAAAUUAUGCCGUAUAUAGGAAAGAUAAGAUGAAAUAGUGAAACCAGUAGAAUUGGGAAUAAACCUCACAACGGGAAAGAUUAAGAAAAGUGAUGGAUAAUGAAAAUAAUAAGCAAAAUGUAUAAGGAGAUUAAUAUAACUAACAGUAGUUGUAAAUGAAUACAGACAGACAACAAGAAUUGUAUAAACAGGAUUUAUUUGUUUAUGGAUAUACUAUGGACAAAUAUGGAAAAUGAAUAACAAUAUACAAAAUGGAUGAAAAUAAUGUGAUAAAAUUAUAUGUGAUAUAAAACAAAACAGAAGGAAGGAAGGAAGUCAGCGCUUAGGAGUAAGUAUAAAUGUAAAAUGCAACACAUUAUGUGUAUGUGGAGUAUGUAACCAGAAAACUCAUAAAGAUUAUUUGGAGAGAGAAAAAAGAAAUAUUUAGCAAAUGAAGACUGUAAAAACUGAGGUUGCUGAUGGCUGUAUUUUAGUGAAUUAAAUAUUCGCUAAAACAAUCUAGUUGCCUUUUUGAGAUCUCUUUGGACAGAAUCCAUCAAAAUGUUUUUUCUUCUCCAUCACAUAUUAAGUAAAACAACCCUAAUCAUUCAAAGCUAUAUAAAAUCUAGAUAAAAGUGGCAGUAUUCCUCCGAGCAACUCUUUUUCUUUUUCACCUAUUGAAUUUGUUUCAUGUAAUAUCCCAAUUAUAAGACUUGUUUUUGAAUGGUGUGUAUCUGUAACCACAGUGCCUUUUUUACUGACAUUUUCUGGCCAUCUGAGUGUGGUGCUUAUUGACCUUGUUCUGCAGGGGCCCUGCAGACUUCAACAAGGCUGAGCCAAAGGCGAACUGAGAAAUAGACUUUUUAAAAUAAAUAAACAUUCAUUCAAAAGUUACAAUACAUUUUCAAUCAAUAUAUCCCCUCCACAGACACAUCUGUGACGGUGGUGGCAUUAAAAUAUCCUGUUGUACAAUAAAAGAGAAAAAGGGAGACAUGAUGCACAGCAUAUCAUCAGCUGUGUCCCAUGCCCAAGUUUUCCUACUGAAGACACACUUAUCAAAAGUUACUCAGCAAAAUUAGUGCCCAAGUAUAUUUCCUAUGUGCUUCCUUAUUACCCAAAGGAAGUAUGUAUUGUAAUUCUAAGGAAAUUAGGAAUCCUAAAUUAUUAUUUCUUCAAUGAACUGUGUUUCUGUGGUUGUUAUUUUUAAGUAGUGUAGUCCAUCUCCCCCCCCCCCCUUCCUGGGGUGCUAAAAGUACAAUGACUUCUCCAAGCACUGCAAUUCUCAAACCUUUUUUCUUCUUCCUUGCUGUAUGCAGGCAAGGAGAUGAUAUUUAUGCCACAUGUCCCCUUCUCUUGUCUGCUUCAGUGAGCAGAGCUCUUGUAAAUGUCACUUCCCUGCAGGUGUGCAGACCCAGGGUAAAUAUGCAUUGGACGCGAAUCUAAACAGAAAGAGCGCAUAGGUCCUGAUACCGAACUUUCCCUUCUCAGCUGUGCACCUUUCACACCAUCCAACCACAUUGGUUGUUUAUAUUUUGUUUUAAUGGUUUUUUAUAACCUUUCAACAAUAUCUGAAAAAAAUACCACGAGGAACUAAGUCUUAUCAUGUCUUCAUCUAAACCACUAUUUAGACAAAUAUUUUAUUUUUGUAAUCCGCUGGACUACUAAGGCUUUGUAUUUUCCUGCAGUGGUAGAAGUAGUUUCAGACUUAUAUAGGUAGAUGAUUCAAAGCUAGGAGCUAGAGUUUAGAUAAGUGGAAUUCAUUUAGCAAGAUGCUCCCACUGGCAGUAGGGUGGGAGGCAUCUUUGUUCUGAGGGCUCUUAUUCCUUGCCCCCCAGAAACUGUUCUGGAUACUUGGGGGAUCCUUUAAAAUGAGCCUUUGUUCGCAGAGGGGCAGAUCUCAACCCAACCUUAAGGGUUUAACACUAUUUGUUUGCGCUGUUGUAAGUCCUACAACCGCCUGAACCUCACCAUGUUUCACUUUGGUGUAAGUUCCACUGAGCCCAGUAAGGCUUUUUUUCUGGUAAAUAUGCUUCAGGUUACAGUCCUAGAGCAAUUCCAAAAUCUACAUGAGGGCAAGGUGUUCAUUAGUUCAGCCCAAAUGACAUGAAGUACUGUGCAAGUUUUUGUGUGCUCCAGGACCUCUUUAUCAAACUUAGAUAGUUGAACAUAUGCUUAUUUGGAUUUUGUUUAUGUGUGUGUGUGUAUGUGUACACACACACAAUACAAUAUAUAAGUGUAGCAAAAUGUAUUCAGUAUAAACUGAAAAUAACAACAAUUACUAAACACUGCAGGCCAGCUACUUCCAAGACCCUCAUUAAUCUAAGAAACCAUUCACAAUGACUCUGCAAUUCCUGUUACAGCUGCUCACAAAUAAGAAAUGUCCAAUCUUUUAUUCAUUUGUUUUUGUUCCCAGAAGCGACCAAACCAAAGCCCAGGCAUUCAGUGAAGCGAAAACGGACGGCCGACAAGUCCACAAGCACCAGCGAUCCUGUGAUUGAGGAUGACCAUAUCCAGGUAAGGCCUUUCUGAGCCCCAAGCUGGAAACCUGUGCCAUCUUGCUGACAGCCUAGAUGGAUGAAUGCCCCUAAAUGCUGCAGAAAAUGUUUUGGUUCAAGGUCUACUCCGCAAUUGACUGUAUUUUUUUAAAAGGGCACUGUCAAACUGAAAAAUCACAUUCUGUCUUAAGGGGAUAGCAAGCAAAUUCUUCGGUUUCAUUUCAACAGAAUUUACUGUAAGUUCUUUGUGUGCAGUGCAUAUCUGGCUUGUAGUCUGAGUAUCUCUGCUGCUAAAGACCAGCAGGCAAGGAGAAAGAAGUUCCUCUAGUAGAAUGGUAUGUCAGUCGAUCCCUUUAACCAUCCUGCUUGAGUCCCGUCAAAUAUUUCCACAUCGUUAUGUUAUGAUGUUGCUCACACUCUGCAGAAGAUGCUAGUUGCCCCGAUUUCACCACCAUUGGUAAAUGUUUUGUUUGUCUGUAUGUGUGUGGUUCAUGUAGUGGUCUUUAAUUUUGAAAAUUAAUUUCUCCAGGUUCUUACACUGAAAUCAAAAAACCUUGUUGGGAUCACUUUGACAAAUUGUGGCAUAACAGAUCUGGUGCUGAAAGACUGCCCUAAAAUGAUGUUUAUUCACGGUAUGUAUACUUUAAUUGUAAUUGUUGAUGCCUGGGAAACUUGUAUACAUUUUCAUCAGACUUGGGACAUCUCCAGAUGCACCACAGGGUUUCCUUGUUUAAUUUUCUGAACAUAAUGGACUCUAGCCAUUGUGUCCCUCUGCUCACAGAAGGCUCUUCAAUCUAGCAGAGGCUUCUAUGAAUGGAAGAGAUAUUUUCAUUGUUUGUUUCCUUCCUUCUGCUCUCCCUUGAGGGGAAAAGUCUGAUCCAGUGGGUUGGGGAACUCUCAAAUAGCAUGGGUGGUAGUGCAGUGGGAGAAAGGGAAAAGUGCAACAACCACAUCCCUCCCCUGGAGCAAAGAGCCUUUCACAAACCAAGAGGAGAUAGUUGGAUACAACCCUAUCCAUUUCACCAGCUAUACUCCAUGCUGUAACCCAUGUGUUGGUAAUCAUGAAGUCGGGUUACUGUAACACUUGCGAUGUGGGGUUGCUCUAGGACCAGGUUUGGAAGCUCCAACUGGUGCUGAAUGCAGCAAGGGAGCAUCUGGCCAACAAUAUAUGACAUCAUUAUUAAAACAGUUGCACCUGCUGCCCAUCUGCUACAGAGCCAGGUUUAAGGUCCUUGUAUUAAUUUACAAAGCCCGGAACAACUCUGGUCAAAGCUACCUCAUGGAUCACCUGAACCAUUAUAUCUUAGCUCAGUCACUGAAAUCAUCAGCAGGAGCCUUGUUGAUCAUUCCCCCAUUUGGUGACGCUCAUUUGACAACAAGAAGAAACUCUGCCUGUAGUGUCAUUGGCCUGGUAUUGUGGCAUCCUCUGCCAACAGAGAUUCAGCAGGUGCCUUCUGUGCCAACUUAUAAAUGCCUGCUGAAAACCUUUCUAUUCCACCAGGCUUAUGCAGGCAAUUAAGAAUACAUCUUUCCACAAUAGUGAGCUGAUUUCUGAUUUUUACUUUUUGAUAGGGUUUUUAGUGUAUGGUUUUGUGUAUGAUUGUUGUAAUCGUCUCUGAUAUUUUUAAUGAAUGUAAUUUUUAAAAAAGAAAAUAAAUGCUUAAGUAAUGACUGCUGUUAAGCUUUCACAUUCCAGAUAGGGUUAUAAUUUUGGGAUAGGAGGAGUUGUCAGUGCUUCUAGAUUUCUGGCAGCUUCAUUUCCCAACUUAAUGGGCUAAAGGGUGUUCUUUCUUUUCCUUUUUUCUGGGCUAUCAGAAUUUUUCUGCAUAAUGAUAGAACAGGGAGGUGAAAAAGAUAAGACAGCAGUGAAGACAUAAGGCAUAGACAUAGUCAUACUUCUCACUUUUUAUGCUUUUAGUUUUCAUUUCCUAAUUUUACCCUAGGAGAGCAAAUAAAUGCAAAUUAAGAUUUUAUUGUUCCUAAAUGCAUACAAAUUGGCAAUAAGACAACACAGCCUUUCCAACAUUUGUAAUGUGGUAGGUUGUCUGUGGCCAUAGGCCAUACCCUAAACCUAAAUACCUACAUACAUUAUCUUACGGUCUUCACAAUUUUCUUGUCCUGGAAUAUGUAGCCACCAGAUGCCGCGUACUUAAGCACUUGAAGGUAGAGAACGCACCGAUUGUCAAUCGAUUUGACUAUGCUCAGUGCAAGAAAUUAAAUAUGGAUCAGGUACUGGAUCAGAUACUGCGGAUACCGCCAGAGAGAAACCGGAUCAUUUACCUUCGUCCAAUGCAGCAGGUAGUCAGAUGGAUUUCAUUUACUCAAAACUGUUUGUAUUCCUCAACAUCUGAGUCUUGUCCAUCCCCCCCUUUUUUUUAAAUGAGAAAUUUGCAUGUCUAAGUGGGUUGUAUGCAGUGGUGCUGCAUUCUCAGAAAACAAUUCUGCAUCAGGUUUUUCUUAAUCCUCACUACUCUGAUAAGCUUCCAAUGGCACCCCAAUAAAGCUGCUCCUGAGAACUUCAGAACCGAAUGGCAUAAGGUGCAGAAGUAUUGGGGAUAAAUGAAAAUCAGGUGCCCUGGUAAGUCUGCUUUUUGUAAGUGUUGGCAGAGCUUCGUUGGAAAACAUGUACAGAAUCUCUUCAUCAUAUGCAUGCUAUUUUGUUCCUUGCAGCUUUCUCAAAAGAGAAGUAUGGCAUAUUUUAUCAGGAAACUAGGAGUGAUGAUAGGACACAGCUUGUAGAUUAUGUCACUGUACUUUGUUCUUUUAUUUUGGUUAUAUUCCAUGUUGUACCUUUUUUCCCACAGGUUGACACACUGACUCUAGAACAGAAGAUAUUUAGUGGUCCCUACCCAUACCACAUCUGUGUAAUUCAUGAAUUUAGUAACCCUCCAAAUGUUCGUAACAAAGUGCGCAUUCGAAGCUGGAUGGACACAAUAGCAAACAUUAAUCAGUAAGUCUCUCUCUGAAUAGAACUGUAAUGGAUAAAUAUAUAUCUGUGAGUCAGAAAGGUCCUAUGCUUCUCUCCCACCACCACCCCAAGGAUGUUAUUGGGUUUCAGCUUCCAUCAUCCACAACCAACAUAACCAACAGCCAGAGAUUUAUGGGAGUUUUAUUCAAGCAAGAACUGCAGGUUCCCCUCCCCAGCUUAGUGUGAUGUAGACAUCAUUGCUUUUUGGGAAUCGUUUAAAAGCUGGUGGUGUUUUGAAACAUCGGCGUAUUCAUUGUAUUUUUCUUGUGUGAAUGCAGUGAUUCAUCUUAAGUUUUAUUCUGUCUAAUCCUCAUAGCUAUAAGGGGUCUUCCUUAUGAGCCAGUGGAAUGAGAGUAGGUUCAAGACCAAUAACUGUUGUCCUCAUUAUAUUAUCACAGCCUUGUAAGUUACUCCACCCCCCCCCCCCAAGGUACUAGCCUGUUUUUUACUCUUAGGAGGGCCUGCAUUUGGAUGUACAGAACACUCCAUCGCUCCUUUGUCUGCCUCUCUUAUGAGUGAAAAGCACGCAUGGGAAACAUUCUGAAGGCUAUGAAGGCUAGAAAUGAGUGAUUCCUCCCUCCUCCACAAGCCUAUUUGGGUUCUAUCUCCAUCACACAGAAAAGAGCUUCACCUGUUGCAUACCCAACACAUAAAAACCAAGCAUGCUAAAGGCAAAGCACAUAUUGCUUUGUCCCUUCUCCGCCGUCUCCCUGUGUUUCUAUGCUGGACAUGUAGGGGUGUCCUGCUCAUCUAGUGUAGGAACCAAGCAGAGGAGUUAGAGAAUGGCUUUUGCAUUUGCCACUGGCUUACUAUAUUUUUUUUCUAGGUGUGCAGGAGGUUUGUCUGCUGAGUGUCUAGCAAAGAAAUACAGAAUACUGGCAGCAGAAGGAAGGCACGCUCUGUCCUCUGCUACCAGCUCUCUUGCUUUCUGUGCUGGGAUAUUCAGGAGGGAGCGUCACUUUCUGGGGCCGGAGGGAGAUGAAGUGCUUCCACCAGCAGCCUGCUUGGUUUCUCCACAGGGCAGUAUUAAUCUGUGUUCCCGCUUGCACCCCAGUGAGUAAAGUGUAACUAGCGAGAAGGACCAGAGGCUCAAGAUUGUAGCAGAAGCAAAUUAAAUGGUUUAUUGAUCCCAAAUGCUCAACACGGGAACAGUAGAGAAUUUACAUUGCAGGUCUGCAGUACAGAAAUAACAAAACAUGAAUUCAGGCAGUAUGAGAAUCAGAGAUAGGAACUUAAUAUGAACCAGCAUAAUAACGGCAUUGACAAAGCAAUCAGUCAGAGCAAUUUGAAAGGCAUCCUAAGCCUAUAACUCCUUGCAGCUCAGAUUGAUGUGUUUGUUUUUUCAAAACCCUUCUAAGUUUCCUGAGCAUUGAAAAACUCCGUGUUGCAGAGUAAAGUCCAUAACCAACAAUGCAGUGCUGAGGGUGCAGGGGAGGAGAGGGUGAAUAAAAUAUCCUUUUUGUGAACUGGAGCAGCAAAAAGGAGGCAAGACAGGAAGCAGGGAAUAAAGCUAGGAAAUAAAAACAAAUAAAUGAAAUGGGGUGAAAUGUAAGGCAUUCUGGAAGUGAGUCGGAAUAGAGAUUGGGUCAACUUUUUUCACCAUUUAUGUCAUUUUGGGUACGGAGUCAGCAAGUGGAUUUGUAGAUUAUUCAGUCUUUUAUGGGUGCCCCACAGUUCUUCUGCUGUAAAGUGUCACCAAUAAUAAUAAUAAUGAUAAAUUUUAUUUAUAUCCCGCCCUCCCCAGCCGAAGCCGGGCUCAGGGCAGCUAACAACAAUAAAACAGUACAAAAGUACAGCACAAACAACACUCUAAAAUCAUUCAUAAAAUUAAUUAAUUCAAGCCACUGGCAACCAUUGGGCCAGAGCUCCGCGAAGAUUGCUGAGGGAGUCAAGCUGUGCCCUGGCCAAAGGCCUGGUGGAACAGCUCUGACUUGCAGGCCCUGCGGAAAGAUGUCAAGUCCCGCAGGGCCCUGGUCUCUUGUGACAGAGUGUUCCACCAGAUCGGAGCCACUGCUGAAAAAGCCCUGGCUCUAGUUGAGGCCAGCCUAACUUCUCUGUGGCCUGGGACCUUCAAGAUGUUUUUAUUUGAAGACCGUAAGUUUCUCUGUGGGGCAUACCAGGAGAGGCGGUCCCGUAGGUACGAGGGUCCUAGGCCAUAUAGGGCUUUAAAGGUUAAAACCAGCACCUUAAACCUGAUCCUGUACUCCACCGGGAGCCAGUGCAGCUGGUAUAGCACCAGGUGAAUGUGAUCUCGCAGCGAAGACCCCGUAAGGAGUCUCGCUGCAGCAUUGUGCACCCGCUGGAGUUUCUGGGUCAGUCUCAAGGGCAGCCCCACGUAGAGCGAGUUACAAUAAUCCAGUCUGGAGGUGACCGUUGCGUGGAUCACAGUGGCUAGGUCAGGGCGAGAGAGGUAAGGAGCCAACUGCUUAGCUUGGCGGAGAUGGAAAAAUGCCGCCUUUGUUAUAGCUGCAAUCUGCGCCUCCAUGGAAAGGGAGGUGUCGAAGAUUACACCCAAACUCUUAACGGAUGGUGCUGGCACUAAUUGCGCCCCCGCAAGAGAUGGGAGUUGCCCCCCCAAUCCCAUAUCGUCCCGUCCCAGCCACAGGACCUCUGUCUUCGAAGGAUUUAGCUUCAACCGGCUCCCACGUAACCAUCCAGCCACAGCUUCCAAACAUCUGGUCAGUGUGUCUGGGGCCGAGUCAGGAUGGCCAUCCCUCAACAGAUAGUUGGGUGUCAUCAGCAUACUGAUGGCAACCCAGCCCAAAACUCCGGACAAGCUGGGCAAGGGGGCGCAUAAAGAUGUUGAAAAGCAUCGGGGAGAGUAUCGCACCCUGAGGUACUCCACACACCAAGGAGUGGCGCGAUGACAAUGUCUCUUCAUCUUCUUAUGCCUUUGUAAGCACAUUCCACCAUCUCCAAGGUUGUAAAGAAUUUGUUAUUCGCCAUGUCACAGACGUUUUUCCGCCUCUUACCAAAGUGUCCCUGUUACCAACAAAUAACAUUUGGGUAGUCACUCUCUGCAUCAAUAAAAUAAGUCUCUUUGAUGUCAACAGCCAAUUAGACUUCCAAAGAAGUUACACUGAGCCUAGACUUUUCCACUGCUGUCAUCUGUCUUGGUUGAUUAUUACUGCUGUAGGGCUCUCAGAAUUCAGUGGUUCCUUGGGCCUAACAGAUCCCAGAUUUACAGGUGGGGAGGAUGCAAAGUACCCUCCUCCACACACAGCAUAGAAAUGCAGUGGGCUGCCAGAGGCGGAGUUAAUCUCUUUUUUGGUACCCUCCCCCGACUGAAAUUCCUGGUCACCUAUGGUGACCAGCCAAGUGGUUAAAAACAAAACUGGAUUAUAAUGUCUCUUUCUCAGACAGAAUUCCAUGUUUCAGAUAUUUCAUAUUUCUCAGAUAGAAUUGCAUGCUUACUCAUAUUUGUUCUUGUUUUCCCCCUCUAGAGAACUUAUUAAAUAUGAGUUCUUUCCUGAAGCCACACGAACAGAAGAUGACCUGAAAAAAUAUACAAAGUACCCCUGGGGGAGAGACAUGUACACGUUAGAAGGUGAGCAUUAUAGAGACAUUUAUAUUCUGUUUCUCAAGAAAAUACUUCUUUGAGUUCCAACAGAUAUCAGGGUAGUUGAAGUCUCCCAUGCCAUGACUAUAUUUAUUUAUUAUUUUUAAAUUUCUAUUCCACCCUUCAUGCAAGAAUCACAGGGCAGUUUGCAAUAUAAAAACACAAAAUACAUUACAUCAUAAUGAACAAAAACUAUGACAUCCCCCGAUGCAGCUUAAAAGGCCAUAGAUUGUUAAAUUAGCCAAAGGCCUUGAAGAAGAGGAAUGCUUUUGCCUGGUACCUAAAGAUAUGUAACAAUGCACCUGUCACUCAGACUUUUACAUAAGAUGGAUUGAGUAACUUUAUCCAAACCUGCAUUACACUCAAGUAGGAUGCACAAUCAGCUCAGUCAGUGCUGUGAAUCAAGUACCUAAAUUGGCAGAACAGCAAAAAUUCUGUGCACUCUUUAGCAUGAAAACCCCAUAAACUAGGAUAGCAUUGUAUUUGUUGCAUGAACAAGUAAAAAAUACACCAGAUAAGCAAUUGCUUUAAAGCUUAUAAUUGCUACUGCUUAUUUUCCAUUUUGGCUAUUGUAUCUCUCCUUUUUGAAUGUUUGGUAAUCUGCUUUAGGAAGGCACCAUCCAAGUCCUUGGGUGUCUGUAGCAGUAAGGUCACUGUUCUCUCUCCUACCAUGUUUAUCCCAUAUACUCUCAUUCUGCCUUCCGUGCUCCAAUGGAUUUCUUCACAAGUGGACACAUCCUUUACAUAUAAUGCUCCUAUUCCUCCCUUCCUGUUUAAUCUAUUCCUUUUGAGCAGGUUAUACCCCUCAAUUUCUACAUCAUCUCAUGUGUGAUGGUCAGGUGUGUACAGAGGUGGCAGGCCCAGUGGGUGCACUCAGUCUAUCCACCUCAAUGCACACAUCUUACCACUGAUCAAAUACAUGCACACACCUUGUUCCCUAGACUGGCCUUAAAGGCAGUUGUAGGUUGAACAGAGGGGAUUACAGCUGACGAAACAGCAUGAAAAUGUCCUUACUUUCUUUCCAAUUGCCAUAGGUGUUGUGGAUGGCGCCCCGUACUCUAUGAUAACGGAUUUCCCCUGGUUGAGGUCACUCAGAACAGCUGAGCCUAAUGGCUAUGCCAGAUAUGACUUUGAGGAUGAUGAAAAAAGUAAGUGAAUGCAAAUAACUUUACUGAUGUAGAACAUUUGUGCUCCCCAUCUGCUCAAAACAUACCCAAAGCAGAGCCCACCUUUGACAUGCAGUAAAGCUUCAUUGAAAUUAGUGGCUUUCUGAGAGAAGGCCUUGAGUUCCUUAUUCAUUCAGAUUCGGGAGUGAAGCUUUGCUCUGUAUUCCAGCAAGUCAGCAGUUACAUUCUGCUAGGGCUCAGGGCAGGCUCUGGAAUGCACUAAGGUAUGGAAGGCAAGUUGUCAGCAUCAGAUGAAGGCAAUUUUAUUUAGAAGGAUAUUUCCUAACUGCUGAGUAAGGUAAGGUUAUAUACAGCAAGGGUGGGGAACCUUUUUCAUAUGGAGGGCCAUAUUUCUAGGCAACCUUCCAUGGGCCACAUACCAGUGGUGGGUGGGGCCAAAGUGGACAGAAUAGUUAAUGUAAAUCUUAUCAUUGUACAGUAGACUUGUUUUAUACAUACUGUUCCCUGUCCUCCAUCCAUGCAAGCAAGAGUCAAUUAGAGCUCAAGGACACAUUCCAGCUAGGCAGAAAACAUGCAAGGAGGACUGACGAGGUUAGACGACCUCGAGGUCCUUUCUAGUUCUAUUGUUCUCCAAUUCUAUGGCAAACAACACUAAAGCAAUGAAACUCAGCCAUGAGAGAAAGCAGGUUAAAAAGUGUCGUAGGAUGUGCUUGGGUGAAAAGAGAGGACAGUCACAAAUGCCCUGUUGACAGCAGUUGCUUCAAAUGAGGGGAAAGUUUAUGUUAAAGUCGAUGUUGUGGACCAGGGUCACCAGCAUGGUGUUCAUGGCAGCAAGGUUCCCUCUCUCCCCUUCCCCACCGAAACUUGGCUUGAAAGAAGCACUCUGUUGUACCCAGCAGAAGAGGCUCUGGCGUCCACAAUGCUUUUUCCAGUUUUCUCCAAAAAGAUGGUGACCCCUGUGCACUAUUAGGCUGAAUGGAAUAGCUACAUAUCCCCCCCCCCCCAUUUCUUUGUAUUGCUUACACUUAAGUUUGAAAGUUUGAUGCUUAUGGCUGAGAAAAUACUCCUUGCUUUUUAAAAGCGAGUAUAAAUUCCAUGGUUAAUUCCUUUUGCUUCUAUUUUCUUUUUCUCUCUUUCUAUUUUUAGCUACUAUUUAUGCUCCCCGAAGGAAAGGACAGCUAUCAGCUGACAUCUGCAUGGAAACCAUAGGCGAAGAGAUCUCUGAGCACCGUCAAAUGAAGAAAGGUGUCUUCCAGAGGGUGGUAGCCAUUUUCAUCCAUUACUGUGAUGUCAAUGGGGAGCCUGUAGAGGAUGAUUACAUCUGACGGGAUCAGGCUGCAGCCUUCUAGCCCUUCCUUCCUUUGGACUGGUGUCGCCGGCAAAGAAAGCAAGUGGAUUCCUUCCACUUACCUUAGUGCACUGAGAGGUCUUGGAACUUGUGUGCUUCACAGUUGCCCCAAUGCCUACUGGGACAGAGUUUGUAGCAAAUGUAUAAUGAGAAGUUGCAUUGUACACUGAGGACUCUACGUAGAAAAAAAAAUCUUGCUGAAGUUGACUUUAUUUCAUAUGUUUAUAUUAAGAAAUGUAAUUUAAAGUUCCAUUUUAAUGAAGGCAACUAAUUAUGGCAAGGGAGAAAAGUUUGAAUUUUUUUUAGCUCAUUUUAUUCAUAGCAGUAUUUUUUGUUUGCCAUGGGCAACUUUCCAUAUGCUACGUUUGGGAGUCACAGGAUUCUUUUAAUCUGUGCCUUUUUUUCCUCUUGAGUAUCCUUAAGAAUCCAUUCUGAGUAAAUCUGUUGAACAGUCUUUGAGUCGCAUGCAUUUUUCACUGGGACCUAAAUCAGUGGCGCUAAGCUAGUCAAAGAGUGACAGAAGUGGGCAGGGCAUGACCUAUAGAAAACAGUCAGAUUAAACGCAGACACACAAACUGAGAACUUUAUCUUAUUUCAGAAAGUUUGUGGGCCAGAGUGCAAGGUAAAGCAAUGCAUUAAAAAAUGGUUUCUGUUGCAGUUUCCUCCUCCAAGAUACACUGCCUUUCUAAAAAGAUGCAAAUACAUUUGAUAAAAAAAUAUUGGCUAGGUUUUUAUUGUAUAGAAUGGCAAGAAAAGUGAUGGGACUCGCCUUCCAUUUCCAUUGUUGAUAUGCUAUUCUGUGAAUAAAAAACUCAGAAUAUCGUAAACCCUGAAGAUGGAAAUUAUAGAGCAGUGCAUCAUCUUUUGUCUCACUAGCCUUGAGAUACCAGAUUAUGCGAGCAUUCUGGGUAUUUGCAUAAAUAAGAUUGGCAGUUAUGUGGAGUUAUUUAUUGACACAGGAAGGUUAUAUAAUCAAGGUUGAAGUAAAAGAUCCAGCCGUUUAGUAGUAAUUGGAUAUGAACACAUUUCCUGUUCAGCAAAUGGCUGGAAUCUAAUCUUAUUUCUUCUGUUUCGUGCAUCUCUAGAGAGCUUAUCUCCCUGCAUUUUGCUGAAAGCUGUGUUUUGUGCAUUAAUUAAUGUGUCUGAGUGAAUGGAUAUGAAAUGCAAGAAGAAAGGCCGUACAAUCAAGGUUGUGUGCUAUUCGGAAGCACAGAAUUCAGCACCCUGAAAAUCUCCCACUUCCAUGGAUUUUAUUUUCUUGGUGCAUGCAUUCAUAUUUAGAAGACCUUCACCCCACUGCAGUUUUGAGAAUGGGAAGCACCCAUUCUCAAAUUACAACUUUCUAACAGGGCUUUGCAGAGCCACACCUUCAGCCCUGCUGCUUAUGGCAACCACAGCAGAAGGUGUGGGGCAGAACAAUUGGGCAGCAGUCAUAUUGCCCCAACUCCCUCCCUCAGUUUAAGGCUUUGUACUGGCUCCUAGCAGCGGAGAUCACACCAGCAAAUAGAAAGAGGGGUUGCAUCCAAUGGGAAAUAGUAGAGCUGGAUGGAGAGACAAAGUGGGAUGCAGUCCAUAAAAUUAAGUAAUUAAAAGAGUUAAUGCAACAAUAUUAACCUCAUUACAUUUAAACAAUAAAAUUGGCCUUGGAGAAUAGCUCCCAUUGCCUGCAAUACCAAUUUGAACUCCAGGAACCAUUAUGAAAGGAUAUUUUCAAAGCUUAUUUAAAGAAGAUCAUCGAGAGUGUCGGCCUAACUUUCCCCCAGGAUAUAAUUCUAUCAGAAAGGAGCCAUCACAAAGAUGACCCCUUUUCAUGGACCAAGCACCCAAAUAGAUUUUCCUACUGGACAUCUCAUUGGGUCCUCCAGUACAGAGCUGAACAUAUAGGUGAAGACAGUUCUGUUUAAGGCUUUGAAAGUAAUCCUCAAGUUCUAAAGAUUUAGAACUUGAAUAGCUACUGACUUUUGGUCUCUACUUACCUGAGGACUCCCCCCCCCCCCCCCGGCGCAACUAGUGCGGGAGCUUUGAAUCAAGAGUUCCAUCAAUUCGAAUGAGACAAGAGAGUGAAUCAAUUAGAGUGAAUCAAUUCUAUUAGUUCCUAACUGUUGAGGAUCUUUAAGCUGCAUAUAUUCUGCUACAAAUCUACUGGCAGAUUAAAUCACUCAGUUUGCAAGAUUUGUGCACCUGCAUCCCUCAGCACACAUGAAACAGCUUUGCACAUUUCUGAUGGAAUUUGUUGAGUCACUCCUAAAGCCAGCCGAUUUCCUGUACUGUACAGGCCUGUUGGGCUGACAUUGUGUUGAGGAAUAAAGAACUAGAUCAACCUAUAUUUACAAGUUCAGUGGAAAUCAACUCUUAAAGCCAAAAUAUGUUCCAGACACUGUGAGGCUAUACAACAGCAGUUAGUUUUCCAGACCCACUGGGUGUUGAUGAGACAACAUGCAAAGGACAUGGUGAGGAUGGGUCUAUUCAGAUAAUCAUUUGGUACAUAUGGUGUGCAACUGCUUGAUGGUUUAUCAAUUCUGGGUUGAGGGCUAAAAUUAAUUUAGAAUUCAGAGUCUUAACAUUUCUGCCAAAGAGGGUAGAUUCUGGGGAUGUGGUAGCUCUCACGUCUGGCUUUGAUAGGCUGAACUGACUACAAGCUGACAAAAAUUAAGGGUUAGAAAUCUACACUCUUAACCACUGAUUGCAGUGGAUGGACACACUGUCUGACCAUACUGAGAGAGACUAAAAAGAUGCUUACCUGAACACUUGGUACACAUUUACAGUUAUAUUUAGACUGAUGUCUCUCCAAUCUUCACAGGAAUUUCAUGUUUAUCUGCACAGCAAUAAAUAGAUACAGAUUUAUUAGGUACAGUACUUCUACCUGGAAAGAGCCUUUUUAUCUCUUCAAAUGCAAUGCUUCCCAGGUCUACCAGAUUAUGCCUAUUGACAUACCUAUUGACACACUUAAGAACUCAAAAAGGUUACAUUUUAAGAAGCCAUGUUGAUUCUCAGGUUCCUCAGCUCACUGGUAGUUAGAAAGACAAAGGCCAGAGUUCAGAGUUGAGUGAUGUGAGCUAGAAGCUGGAAGCAGCUGGCUGGGAAGGCAGAGAAACAAAGUGAUGCUUGAUUUCUGUUUGAAUUCAAGGCUGCAACUAUGGGAGAAGCGAGACCCUAUUGGGGUGUUGUUGCUGUGAUGCCCUCACUUGUAGGCUCAGAUGGUAUAUAUGUGUAAAUAGAAUAAUAGAAUUGCAUAGUUGAAAGGGACCAUGAGGGUCCCCUAUUUCUAGUUCAACCCCCUGCAAUGAAGGAAUCAUGACUCUGACAUUAAGAAUUGUGUGCUUUACCAACUGAGCUGUCUACAAAGAUACCACAUUCUCUGGUGUACCUCAUUCCAAAGGAAACGCAAACCCUGGAAAAGUGCCUGGGAUCCCAGCAAUUUUGCACCAUUUGGGAGAGUGGGACUGGCAUGCAACAGUAUUAAUGUGUAAGUAUUUUUAUGUAUACCACAAUGCAUAUAACACUUAUCUUUUUAUGCGCUGGUUAACUUUUGGAAACCUGGACUGUGCACGUGUAUGCUAUGUUUAUAAUAGUAUACCUAUAAUAAUACAUACAAUAUGUGAAGAUUGUAUUUUUAGCGGAACUGGCAAAAACACACACAAAAACCCGCAUUUCUGAGAUCAAGGAUGUGAGAUAUAAAUUAGAAAGCAUCUGCAAAUAAGUUUGAUAUCAAGCUUUGAUAAUGUCCAUCCCUAUUUUGGGAGUAUAGCUUCUAAAUAUAACCCCCAAUAGCUGAAGAAGAUCAUAUAUGAGCAUUAGAGGUAACUAACUUGAACAGUUCCGAGGGUUAUCUGCCUGCAUAAUCUAUUCCCUUUCAAAUUGUGAAUGGAAUUCAAGCCUCAGUAAACUAAGAAGGCAGUCUGCUUGAUUUACCCUUUAAUCUUCUGUUUGUUUAAAACUCUUCAUAAAUAUGUCGCGAGAGAGCAGAAUCCUGCAUUCCAACUACAACAGGGAUAUCUGCAAAACAUUCCUAACAUGAUUGAAAGUUUUAUCAUUACAGAUCUCUCCCUGGUACAUAACUUUAUUAAAACUAAUGGAUCUCCAAGAAUAAGCAUAAAGGGUUUCAUAUUUUUGUUCAGUUGCAUAAGAAGUCUCAAAAGUAGCCAGAAACUCAUCUUGGUAUCCAGACAAAAUAAAUUAUUAAAAAAUCCAGCUGUCAGUGCACUGCCCUGUUCCGCCCCUAGAUGUAGCUGCAUUACAAAACUUAAAUCACUUACCUGCAUUGGCUUUUCAGUUUUAAAAUAUAUAAAACUGAACAAAAAUAAUAGAAUACUAAAGUUAGCUACAGGAUCACUUUUUUUUCCUGGAGCAGUACUAGAAAAACACUUUAUUUUUAUUUUGUUAAAGAUGCUUGCCUAUAAUGCUGUAAUCCUGACCAAUUUGCUCAGAAGUAAGUCCUAUUGAAUUCAGUGGACCUUAUUGCUAGGUAAAUAGGGUUAGGACUAAUACCUUUAGUAAGAAUGUAGCAUGUACAUACAUAUAUGUCCAGGUUCUUUCAAAUGCUUACUAGUAGGUUUGGGGGCGUUUUUUGUGUGUGUGUGCCUGAAAGAUGAUUGUUGGAACCUAUACACUGUAUUUAUUUGCUGGGUGCAUUAAUGGGAGCAACUCCUGUGAAUUCAUGUAAAAACCCUAACUGCCAAGCAUUCACGGAGUGAAAAUAAGUAGGCAAGGAAGCCCGUGCUGAAGUAUUAAAUUUGAUUUUGCUUUGGUUCUCUGUCACACUCAUGGCUCUCCGAGCUUAGGUGGAGAGAGAUUAUAUUUUCAGUUUCAUGCUUUGCAGCUGAAAGCUUGGUUAGUAAACAUACUUUGGUGUCUUGUAUUAUACUUCCUAAACAGUGUGCUGUAGUUAUUGCAUCAAAUCUGUUAUCUACCAAAUAAUGUUCAUGGGUAAGCGCAGCAGAACCACGUCACUGGUAGGAGAUGUGUCAUCAGAGAGCUGAGUGGGCAGGUAAGAUAAAUCCUGCAUUGGGGGGAAAAGUACAACCUAAAAUUCCCCAUCUCUCCAGAAACCGUUAUUAGGAAAAUCACAGCAAGGCUGGCAGAGCUGUGGUGUUAUCAGCCAGUCUUUUCCACCACUGAUUGAUUGUGAAACCUCUAACUCUAAACUCUCAAAUGCGGAGUGACUGAAAGGCAGACAGCAAGGAUGUAUGAACUGGCCUCAGGGGUGCAUCUUUCCAGUCUGUUUGCCUUCCAAUGGUCCAUUUAGCUGUAGCAGGAACACCCACAGCAGAUUAUGACAUUACAGAGGGAGAGGGAAUUGACCUGGGAGAAGAUUGUGUGCCAUUAGGCAUCCCUCCCAUUCAUGUGCUCCCAGCUCAGUUUCCUUCCAACUUCACAUGGCAGGCCCAGUGUUCAAAGGGGUGGUCCCAGCUCCAUGGAACCAAGGAGGGUGGGUAGAAGGACCAAACAAACCCUUUCUUUUGCAAUGUCCUCCUCCCACACUGCAAAAGAUUUUCAGUACAUUCAGUAAUUGACAUCUUGUCUCCAUUCAAUGCCACCCAAAAUCUACUACCCAUCACAGUACAUCGGAUGGUAGUGUUGGCUGUGUUAUAUAAAUGGACUUUCUCAGCGGAGGGGAAACUUUUUCUAGAUCCUUAUCUCCCCAGCCCUGGAGGACCAAAUCUGACAGAUCUGCUGUGCUUUGAAACCCCUUGGACUUCAAAGCGCUGGGCUGUUUGAAAGCCCUUUUGCAAACAGCCCUAUACUGCUCUUUGAAUGUCCCCAAGCUGGUUCUCAUGGUUCAAAGAGAAGCAUGGGGCUGUUUGAUGUUGCAGGGCAGGUGACCAGUAUUAAGAGUCUCAGGGCCAAAGUUCCUUAAAGUUCCACCUGACUCCUUAUGCUUCAUUUUUAUCACUUAGAGCUCAACCAUGCCUAGAAAGCACGGGGCAAAUGAAAAACCUCUCAGACCAAUGAUUUCUAUGCAUGGGAUAAGCAGAAGUGUGAACAAGCCCUGAUAUCUGCUGAUGGGACACUUCCGGUGGUCACCUGUCAUAUGGCUGGCCUUCACUGGGGGCUGAGCCUUUGGUAUGGCAGGCCCUGUUCUAUGGAAAUACCUACCAGUAGAGGUUUAGCAGGAAUAUUCCCUGACUUCCUUUAGACAUCUUCUGAAAACUGCCUUAUUUAGACAGGCCCUCACAAUACAAAUUUAAAAAUCAGAUAGCAAGUGAUGGGAAUGACUCCUAUCUAAGCCCCCAGAAAACUGCUACCAGUUAAGAGCAGACAGUACAGUCGUACCUUGUUUUGUGGCCGGGAUCCUUUCUGGAGCCCAGGAUGCAGGGCAAAGCGCCACGUCUGCACACGUGUGCGGAGCGGUUUGCGCUUCUGCGCAUGCACGAGCAGCAAACCCGGAAGUAACCCGUUCCAGUACUUCCGGGUUUGCUGCGGACGUUCACCGGAAUGGACACUAGACGAGGUGGACGGUUGCAGAGGUAUUACUGUACUGGGCUAGAAAAACAAAUAUCUGGUGCAAUGCAGCUUCCUAGAUUCCUGACUCUGUACGCAUAAUAUUGUUAGGCUCAUGCUACUGGAAGUGAGGGAUAACAAACUAAGAACAUGAAGAUUUGAAAUACAGCAGACUUCAAAGGUGAUCUGAGAAGACUCUUAACCCAGCAUCCACAUAAUUGUUCUAACACGCUCAGUUGCCCUGUGGACAUGUUGGGCCUUUCCAUUGUUUGCACUGUACCUUUUGAGGUCUUUGUUCUGUGCUGGUGCCUUCCCUUCUUUCAUUCUGUAGCAAGAUUGGAGCCACAACUUCCUGGGUCACAGAGGCCAGACAUGAAACUUGUUUACUAUGUGCCUGGAAAGCAAACUGAACAAAAAUGAAAGUUGCAUUAUUUGGUCUCAGAGGCAGUGACAGGUUUUAGGAGGCCCUUGAUUAAAUACCUGGGGGGGGGGCCACUACCACUUUGGCACUUCUGGCACUUCUGGUAGACCCCCCCAAUAACUUUUACUUUUAGUGGAUGCUGCUACAGCUGUUCUUUUCCUGGUUGUUACUGCCCAUCUUCUAAUGGCCAUCAUCAUCCCAUUUCUCUUUCCUUUCUUACCUUUUGAGGAGGGUUGUGGGGUUGAUCUUCACCCAAAUGCCGGUGCCACCACCUGCCAUCUCACCACUCCCAUCACUACUGUGGGUAGUGGGUGGCUGGUCUGCUAGCUGGAGCAGGUGAGCAGCAAGGGAAGGUGCCUGCCAGCAGCAAGUAUGCAGAAGCCCAUCACUAUUUUAAAUAUUUUCUGAAAAUGAGAGGAAGUGAGCGCAGCUACUAAAAUGGCAACUUUAGGGAUGUGGGACAAAGGAAGAGACUCAAAUAGCAAGAGGUCUACCUGCUGUAUGCUCCACAGUCCUCCUAGGUACUACCUUUGGGACUGUGGAGCCAAAGUGGAUGUACUUACUGCCCGUCUCAUCAUACUCACAGUAAGUUUUUACCAUUAAAUAAAAAGUGUGGUUGGGUGGCUAUUUGGCACUUCCUAGUAUGCCACAGCUUGCGUCCGUGUGUCCUUCACAGCUGCCACCUGUCUGGCAGUUGCCUGAACCCGGAGCUACAUGUGCGAGACUCAGAUCUAUGCCCCUAAUGGGGCUAACAUGACCAGUAUUCCGCCUUCAGGCUGGUCAGUCUUCCUGUAAUUCUUCUGGCUUGCAGCGGAGAAACUAAAAAUAGUCCUUUUCAGGAUUAAGAAGACAAAUGUGUGAUCUUCCUAAACUCUGCCUGGAAAUUAUCAGUUGAGGAAGGGAACAGUCAAUGAGCUAAAGACUCAUCUAAAUAUUAAGCAAAGUUGACAGAUCAAAACACUUUCACAGAUUCCUACAGAAUGACUAUUUACAAGCACUAGAAGAUUCUGUAGCCAUCUUUGGCUUUCUGCUAUCUCUAUUGUAAUUAUGUUCAACAAAUGCCAUGCAUCUGCUAAAUUUUUCCAACGCCUGACUGCUGUCACAGUUCUGUUUUAUGGAUUGUGCUUGCAGCAUUAAAAAAUAUGCUUAUUGUGUCUAGUACAUAAAAAAAAAAACCAUAGUGCUAUCCCUUGAUCACUUCAGCCAACACCUUUACAGUUAAGCAGUUCCGUUUGGGGUGAGGGAGGACACAUCAAAAGCUUUUGCCUGAUCAGACUUUUUAUCAAUAGCCUUGGGCUCAUUCAUGCAUUAUAACUAGAGUCUACUCUGCAGUAAGCAAGAGGUAAUUCAAGGAAAUAAAUAAUAGUAAGCACCAGACGUAAUGUUUCAUUCUACAUUAACUACAAGAACCUCUCUGGCAAUCCUGUUUCUCAGGGUCCACAGUAUUCCAAACUUAAGUGACAUUUUGUCCUAGCUCUAGAGAAACUUACAUAUUGGUUUUGUGUCUGUAUCUGUCUCCUUUGCUGGAUCAUGUAUUUGUAUGAUCUUCUAGCAUACAAACUGUAACUGGAGAAAUGCAAAAAACCAUGACUAGACUUACCACCCGUGAGGACACCACCCUUAUGAAGAAGAGCCAAAAAGGUUGGUACUUUCAGUUUAGAAAAAGACAACUAAAAGGAAGAAAACAAUCAUCAAUAGUGAUGGGAAGUGGAUAGACUGAAUGGGUUUUCUCUUAAGACUACAUAUUUUAGCUCUCUCAAUGAAAUUAAUUGGCAAGGAACUCCAGGUUGAUAAAAGCUCUUCGUACAUUGCUUAAUUAACUCAUGCAGUGUAUUACCACAGGAUGGUUCUAGCUUUGAUAGCUUACAAAAAACAACCCCCCACAAGUUCAUGCUAAAUGAUCAACCAUUAAUAUUGAGAGAGAAAUGGAACCCUUCUAUUUCAACAAAGUAUAAGGCUGAAUACCAGAUCCUAAAGACAAGCUAACCAUCACCACCAC